This is a messenger RNA of Paramuricea clavata, 68689 nucleotides long. The record is from the annotation of a GenBank genome assembly. NCBI's taxonomy places the organism in Eukaryota, Metazoa, Cnidaria, Anthozoa, Malacalcyonacea, Plexauridae.
AUGGUAGAGGACAUAUCGAACCUUGGAAUGCCAAAUGAAACCCCAAGUGAAGCUUCAAGCUCAGGUAACUGUUUGAUUACAGUUAGACUUUGACUAUACAUUAGUUUGCAAUUUACGUAUUCGUUUUGGAAGACCAUAUAUUUCUGUGCACACUUUGUAUAGGUACCGUGUGUAAUUGAAUAUAAUUCAUAAAAGCUGGUAGUACCUAAGCUUUAGUUUUUAGGACUUUAAGCUGUUGCGUUUUUUCUAUGGCUUUUUGAAGAGGUAUUAAACGAUUGAGCGAACCUAUAUCAGUUUGCCUGUCUUGGUUGCAGUCGAUAGGAAUUUUUAGUUAUAAGCAUUGUAGAUAAUUUUUUCCGCAUGUACACUGUAUCCAUGUUUUGUAGGCAUGUUUUUUGUUGUAAUAUGGAAUUUUUUAAUUAUUGACAGGUUCUCAAUUGACAGGCGACUCGUAUCCCAAAGGAUCUAUGAACGGUAUGAAUCAGUUAAUAUAAUAAUCAUCACUAUUAUUAUCUCCGCCAGGAAGUUGUGUUUUUAUUUGUUGAUGGACUAUGGUUUGUGUGUGUGUGUGUGUGUGUGUGUGUGUGUUUGUGUGUGUGUGUGUGUGUGUGUGUGUUUGUGUGUGUGUGUGUGUGUGUGUGUGUGUGUGUGUGUGUGUACGUCUGUCUUAUCUUCGUUCUUAUCCUCAUCCUUAUUGUAAUCUUUAGUGCUAUCGUUCACCAUAUCGUUGUUCUUAUUCUCUUUUUUAUUUUUUUAUUUUCAUCCAGGGUGCGAUAAUUCGUACCUGACUGGCACUCUAAUGGUUAUUGCCACGUACUUGAACUGACUUAAGACUCAAGGUGCACUUAGGCAUUAAAAUGAAGUUAAUAAAGUACUCUGAAAGGUAUUCAAUCAAAACUACCAGUUAGAACAAGGAGAGCAAUUACGUAUAGUUACACAAACAUACAGUUGACUCCAACAUUCCUUCGUCCCAUCGGUGCAAUCAUGUUUCAUGCCAAGAUAUGUGAGAGUUGCACAUACAAACUUAAAUUGCGGUUUUGAACACUUUGGGUUUGGAAAGGUCAUGUGGUACCAGCAAAAUGUAAGUACGCAGAUAGCAAGAGUUUCGCGUACCUACAUGUACGUGGUACUUGCAUGGUUGAAAACAAAGAAGUACCAGACCGUAAUAUUGGUGUACUUCCGGUACGUAAGUACGCGAAUUAUCGCACUCUGAUGUCAUCCUUAUCCCUGUCCUCGUCUUUAUUGUUAUUGUUGUUAUAAUUAUUAGUACCAUAACUUUGCUUGGUUGUAGGCAACUAUCAAAAUCUUCAUUUUUUGUUUUUCCCCUUUUAUAACAAAAAAGCCAACAAAGUUCGAAGACUGAAAAAGCGUGGUAAAUCUGUCGAUAUGAUUGCUUUGAAAAACAAAGAUGACGAUGAACCAACAAACACAGGUACAGGUUGUGGUUUGUUGCCAAGGAAGAAAGUGAAUCUUAUAUAAUGACUAACUAUAUCAUGUGAUUUCCGCGAUCAAGCAAUGCAGACGUCAAACUCAACGCGAAAUCAAAGUCCAUAUCUUAAUUUGCGCAGCCUUAUAUCCCGUAUGUAUAAUUGUUUCAUCCGUUUUUCAAGUGCCUGAUGCAGCUAUGGUAGGAGACAGCUCGAACUUUGGAUGGCCCAAUGAAACCUCAAGUGAAGCUUCAAGCUCAGGUAAUUGUUUGGUUACGGUUGUCUAUACAUUAGUUUGCAAUUUAUGUUUCCGAUUUUAGAAGACCAUAUAGUUACAGGGUGUCCUGAAAAAAAGUAUACUUUUUGAAAUCAAGCCUUUUUUGGAAUUUGAAUGCCUUAUUACUAUGCUGAACUCAGGGGUGUGUACCUUUUUAUGCAUGACGAAGUUAUUUAAAUUAAAAGUUUAAUUUGGUUUCGUCCAACAUAUGAGUUAUGUGCUGAACAAAGGGUAUGACUAAUUUGUAAUUGAAAAUUUUGAUGCAGUUAUGCUCUUUAAUUCAUACGAUUAGAAGCUAUUUUAAAUUCCCAAGAGUGGAAAAGCUUGUACUUAACGCUUGGAGUUAUUUAUUAAGGUCUCGUUUUUCAAUACACCGAUUUUAGAAGACCGUAUAUUUCUGUGUACACUUUGUAAGUACCGUGUGUGUUUUCAUCAGUAUUUUUUGCAGCAUUUUAUUGAAUAUAAUUCAUAAAAGCUAGUUUGAAAGCUCGUGCGUGAAAAUCUUUAAACAAAGUAGACUCGUAUAUGCAUGCCCGAGCGCCACGUGCGAGCGCGAAAGAUUUUCACGCGCGGGCUUUCAAACCUUUCCAAGCUAUGAGACUACAUAAAAGAGACAAAUACCACGCAUUUUGGGGCUGUCUAUGCGUUCACACAACGAUCUAUCGGGACGAUUUCAGGUUUUGCCGAAUGUUAAUGACGAAUGUUGUCAGCUGACGAUGUCGUCAUGCAGAUGACGUUGACAGCAUAUUUUUCAAAUAUAAUCUUGAAGUUUCUUUGCCAGGGUAGGCAGCGCCAAAUUUACGAUACAAGCUUUCGUUGGUAGGGAUGUAACUACCUAAAAUAUAUAAGGAGAAUUUCGACGUUUUGAGCGAAGGCCCUUCGUCUGGAGUUAUUAGCGGGGGUAGGGAAAAUUACAUGAGCUUUUAUACUAAGAAUAUAAAAGCGAUCAAAAUAAACCAAUCAGAUGGAUUUAGUUAAAACAAAGUAUAAACAAAAAAUGUAAAUCACAUUACAGAAUAUAUUAAUUCAAUUAUACCGCAGAAAACACAGCAAAUACGACAAAAUAUAUGAAAGAAUUAGGGAACAAGGCAAGCAUUAAAAGUGUGUCUGCUUUAGACAGGUAAAGACAGAUAGAGUUAAACAUUGGAAAAACGUUCAUUAAUCAAAUGUCUUCCAGUUUCUCCAAUAUAAAGCAUGCCACAUCGGGUCCUACUAAAUACUGCCCGGGGACGCCUGGAAGCGCCAGGAAGCGCGUGAGGACGGCCGGGGAUAUACAAGAUAGCAUAAAUCAGUGCACGAUCCUUUUUGAGUCUUUAUGAGGCAUUAUAUUAAUGAAAAAUAGUAUUAUACUAUCUUGAAUAUCCCCGGGCGUUCUCGCGCUCCAGGGCUCUCUGGGCAGUAUUUAGUAGGACCGAUUUGGAGAUUACCGAAUUGAGAUGUUCGCGAGUGAGUCAUGAGACAUCCGACAUCCGAAAAUCGAAAUUGUCCCAUUGUCGACCAUACAUAACUCGGUCAAAACAUAAUUAAUGGUCAAAACCUGCAAGAAUAGGUGUGCCAAAAAGCCAAUAUAAAACAAUAUAAAAGCUUUAUCCCUAACACAGGGCAUACUUCGAAACCCGGACUCUAAGAAAAUCAGGAUUUGAGAAAAAGCCCGGAACCCAACUCGAAAAAUAUCCGGACUCGUGUACUUUUGAAAACCCAGACUCGAAAAAGAAGAAACUGGAUUCAAAACAAAGACUCUGUGUUCGAGAAUGUAAAGAUUUUUUUGAUAACAAUAAUCCUGUAUGUACAAUAAUCCAAUAAUCAUAAUCCAAUAAUCCAAUAAUCCUGCUGUACGCGUAAAAACGCACAGCUUGUAACAAGCCUGCAAACAAGUUGUUACAAGUCUGUUCACAAGCUGUCAACAAGUUGCCUUCGUACUGAUUGUUCCCAGUUUGUUGUAACAAGUUUGGAACAAGCUCUUAACAACUUGUAACAAGCUUUAUGGCAUUAUCAGCCUUGUUACAAGGCUGUGCUAACAACUUUGUUACAGCCAUGAUACAACAAGGAUGUUACAAGGUUGUCAACACAAAGUUGUAACAAUCUUGUUAUAUCAAGCAUGUAACGGACUUGUCAGAACAACCUUGCAACAAGUCUGAUAAUUUCGACACGGUUGUUACAAGUUGUCAACAAGUUGUUCCAAACUUGUUGACGGCUUGUUGGCAGACUUGUUACAAGAUGUGAGAUUUUUAUGCGUGUAUCUAAAAUAAAUUUCUUGACCCCCCCCCCCCCCCCACAUGCAAUCCGAGAAUACAACGAUGAAUCAUCGUUGUUAAUUGUAUUAAAACUUUGUACAACGAGGAGCCUUUGUAAUUUGUAUCAUCAUGUUUUGUUAAGGCAAUGAUCGUAUAGCACCACCACCAGAACUCAAUUUCACACUCCCGACAGCGAGUGAUUUUGAUAGUGAACCAUAUGACUGUUCAAGCAAUGAGAUUCAGUCGCAACUACCAACAGAUAUUCUGCUAAUAACAGCAAAUGAUCAUGAAUUCAAUGCUUGCUAUUCAUAUAUGAAACAUGUUCAACGAGGUUAUUCUACGAAACUGGGAAUGGUAGAUUUUGGUCGAUUUGGUGAUCAGAAUAACCCGAAUGUGAGAGUUGCAUUGAUGAAAUCUUGGCAGGGACCGAUUGAGGCUGUGAUAGCAGUGAGAAAUGCCGCUGAAAUUUUACACCCAAAAGUAGUCCUCUUUGUCGGGAUCUGUGCAAGCAUGGAACGGGCGAAGGCAAAACUUGGCGAUGUCGUGAUUUCUGCCAAACUGGCGACUUAUGAUGAUAAGAAAUUCAAGGCAGAUGGUACAGUUGAGUAUCGCGGGACUAAAUCGAACGUUAGUAAAAAUAUGUCUCGUCUUAUAAUCAAUGCAGCUCAUGGUUGGAAACCACCGUUAAAAGACCCGAAAAGUUUAGACGUUGAAGUUCACCCUGAUGCUGUGAUGUUAAGUGGCUCGGAUUUAGUUAAUAAUCGUGAAAGAGGACAAGAGUUACUGGAUUCGUUCCCGGACGCACUUGGUCUUGAAAUGGAGGGUGCAGGUAGGAACUUCCCGUGUCAUUCAAGCCUUCCACACCAAUUAGGCUUCGAAUGGUGUAUCAAUCUGUCAACCUGUUAAAACAAAUUCCAGAGGGGGAGGGAACUUAAAGGAAAAUGUCAAUAUAAAAUUUUUAAUCUUGUUUCUAAAACUUUCACCUUUGUUGUUCGUAACUUAUUACUUAUUUUUAUUUCUCAAGGAUUUAUACAAAAGGUUAAUUUAAUUUAAUUUGCAACGUUUCGGACAUUUUAAAUGUCCGUCUUCAGACGACAAUUGUUGUUAAUAUUAACUUAUUUUAACAACAAUUAACAACAAUUGUCGCCUGAAGACGGACAUUUAAAAUGUCCGAAACGUUGCAAAUUAAAUUAAAUUAACCUUUUGUAUAAAUCCUUGAGAAAUAAAAAUAAGUAAUAAGUUGUAAAAUUUUUAUUUUCUCAUUUGAAAGAACUUUUGUAACUAUAUAUUAACUUCUUUUACCGAUUGUUCAUAUCUUGCUUAGUUCUUGAAAUAAUUUCACUUGAAGUAAUGAGAUGUCCGCCAUCUUGGAUAAAUUUUUGAUCUCAUUAACGGUAGUUUUGGUGACGUCACAACGGAAGAAGUUAUUUCGUUGACCUCAGAAUGACAUUUUGUCAAAAUAUUUUCUUCAAGAUUGGUUUAGAAACAAACUUGGAGUAGGGUUAGGUUAGGUUAGGGUUAGGUCAAGGACCUUGACCUAACCCUACUCCAACUUUGUACUUGAGGAUUAGGGUUAGAGGUGGUGUUUGGAAUAGGGUUAGUGUUAGUAUUAAUAAAACCGUUGCUUUGUUACGUUUUGUCACUCUGAGGCCAGCGAAAUAAUCUCUUCCUGUCACAACAGGGAUAAACUACAUAAAAGUAUUCGUUGCUAACCAAAUAUUGAUUGAUACAUGUUUUAAAGGUUUUGAGUGAUCUUCAGUAUUGCGAAGGGCCGACGGAGUAUAGUUUUGAGUGCAAAAUGAUUAGUGGUUGUCUAGAUAAAAAUAUCGCGUGACCCCUGUUGUGACGUGACAUGCAUAUCUACAAAAAUUGAAGAUGGCGGACAUUUCAUUCCUUUCGAUCAAAAUAUUUUGUAGAAGUAAGCAAGAUAUGGAAAAAAACGGUAAAAGAGUAUUACGUAUAUUCCUAAAAGUUUUUUCAAAUGAGAAAAGAAAAACUAUAUUGUCAUUUCUCUUUAAUGGGGGAUUUCUAGUGUCUUUAAUACUGAACAGAAAUUAACUGAGAUUUUUAACCCAAAACAUGAUUGGGCUUGAUGCGCUAUUACUGCAAAAUGGGUUAGUGUUAUGCCUGACAUGAACACACGAUUUUUGUGCUUAAAUUUUAGGUCUACAUGCUGCUGUGUAUGAUCUUGGCAUAGAAUGGGCUGUAAUUAAAGCAGUGUCGGAUUUUGCUGACGGAAGUAAAGAGAAAACAAAACUUUGGCAGCCAUUUGCCAGCGCAAUAGCGGCGUCUGUUGUAUAUAAUAUGUUUCAAUAUCCUGUUGUGCUAAAAGACUGGCGUCACUACAACGCAGAAGGUAGCUAUUCUGUUAUACCGACUCCACACGUUUUCAUCGACACAGACUGGACGCGAUUCGGCAACGCGACGCGAAUUUUUAGUUUUCAAAAACAAAUAAAACCGUCAACACCAACGGAUAAAAAAUUUACAAGAUAUGCAGACCAAAUAGCUAAAAUUGCUUAAGUAGUUCCGAAUAUUUGAAAAACAUUGAAAAAUAUUAAAGCUAAAUGUCAUUGAAAGCUGAAAGUUCGCGUCACGUUGCUAAAUCGCGUCCUGUGUGUAUGGACCUUUAAGCUACGUUUAAGGCCCGGUCACACUACACAACGAUAACGAUACGAUAAAUUGUAAACACGCGAUAAUUGCCGAAAAAAUUGUGUUAGUGACCACGCAACAACGAAAAUGAUAAAAUUAUCGUUAGACGAUAACGAUUUUAAAAUCGCUCACCUGAGCGAUUUUUUUUUCAGUCUGACGAUAACGAUAAAUUUUUUACCAAUCAGCGCGCGUAUACAAGUUAUCGUAUCGUUAUCGUUGUGUAGUGUGACCUGGGCUUUACACGUACGCUACGAUUUGUCAUGUACGAUUCGUAUUUUGGCGUAUUAAAAUGAGUGCUGGCGCUAUAAUUCAUUGCCGUUUCGUUGAAAUGAAAUUUCAAAUUUAGCCCCAGAAUACGAAUCGUACACGACAAAUCGCAGCGUGCAAACGUAGCUUAAAGCUACGUUUACACACAACGGUUAAUCGCGACGAUUUCAGGUUUGUUAUUGACGAAUGUUAUUGACGAAUGUUGUCAGUUGGCGAUGUCGUUAGAUGACGUUGAUAUCAGUGCGUUGACAGCGUAUUUUUCAAAUAUCGUUUAUUUAAAGCGGAAUCGGGCCAAUUAAUCAUUGUGUGUAAACGUACCUGGUUAUUGCCGCGUACUUGAACUGUUGCGACUUAAGGUGGAUUCAUCGGUAAUUGUUGUGGAAAUGAGAAUUUGCUGAAACUUCUUAUAGGAGUGAAGUUUAUGAUAUGCUCAUAAUAAAACAGAAAAAAAGUUGGGGUCAUCGAACUCGUUUUCGAAGAUAUGACAAGUGCAAUAUGCCACCUUUUCCCCAAUAUGGCGCCAUCUUGACCCUUUUACCAUUUACAGGAACAAUAGCAAUUGCACAACCGUUACUGAAUUUUUUAACAAGGAUCCUAUUAAAAAUGUCUAUCUAGUGAUUAUAUACAAGAAAAGAUAGUAUUUUAGCGAAUCAAAAACCAUUGACGUGCAUUGUCGUGGUGCAAACAUGUCUUUCCAAUCUUCUCAGACAUGUUAUUAUGCGCGACAAAGGUAAAAUACAAUAAAACUCCGCAUAUAAGAACCUAGAAUUUAAGAACCUGUUAGGCUAAACUAUUUUAUUUAGACCCCCUUUAAAUAAAAACCUGCUCAGGUUAGAAUUUCAAAACUGAUUCUUAUAUCAGAUAGAGUCAAAAUUAAGUCAUAAGUCACAAUCAGUGUAGCUUUAACGCUCUAUAGUUGGUAUGGUGCAUAUACCGUCAUUUUUUAGAUUAUUUGUGUACAAUUUACACAAAUCAUAUACCAUACCUCCCUAAAAUGAGUGGCUUUUCUGUUAAGAAAAUGAGAACUUAUUUAAGAACCUGUUUAGCCUAAUUUCCUGGUAAGCACCAUUUACAGAUAAGAACCUGUUUAGGCUAACUUCGAAAAUCUAGGUUCUUAUAUGCGGGGUUUUUACUGUAUUAUAAGUUGUAGAAAUGAUUUAUCUCUUAUUUUCUGAAAUGACGUGUAAAACAUGUUACGAGGCUUUAUUUAGGUAGUGAAUCGUUACAGGUUCAUCAUUUGUUACGGUUCUAAUUGUUCAUUCAUUCUUCUUCAUUCUGAGUUUCGUUCUUCUGUUUUUAUUCUGAGUUCUGCUUGACUUUGCAUCCACUGUUAGUUCUGCAUUCCCAGCUAGUUGAGCUGGCCACCUCCUUUUAUACUAACGAUCGAGGGGAACCUUGCGCAUGUGACUACGAAAGUGGGGUGAUUCAAGUCCAACCAAUCAGCACCGAGGUGGUGUACUUUGGAACUCUUGCACCAGCUCUCUAUCUUUGUUUAUUCAAGGCGUCGCCGUACUUCUCAAGUCGGUUAUAUGCUCGGUUGAUCAAAUUUAAGAAUGUUCUUAACUAACUUAAAUUCAUCUUAUAGGAAAAUGUUCAAACUAUAAGUAUAUAAACCAUAUUUUACGAAUUUAUAUUACCUAUUUAUUAAAGGGAACUACGCUUUUGAUGACGUAAUAUUUUAAUUGAUUUUAAUAUUUAAUGACCGAGUGUUAUCUACACACGUAAAAAUCUCACUACGCUUUUGAUGACGUAAUAUUUUAAUUGAUUUUAAUAUUUAAUGACCGAGUGUUAUCUACACACGUAAAAAUCUCACAACUUGUCAACAAGAUGUGUUCGCAACAGGCUUGUAGCAAACUUGUCAACAAGAUGUGUUCGCAACAGGCUUGUAGCAAGCUUGUCAUCAAGUUGUAACAAUGCAAUGCUUCAAUGCUGUUAUUUUAGCAAGUUGCUUUCGCAACAGGCUUGUAGCAAGCUUGUCAUCAAGUUGUAACAAUGCUGUUAUUUUAGCAAGUUGCUAUAAAGUUAUCACUCACAACUUUUUGAAAAGUUGUUGAAUUGCAGGGACCGGUUGUAUAAAACUCUUAAUCACUUUUUAAUCACUAUUUUGUAGUUAAAUAGUGAUUAACUCUCAAAUAGGCGCUUCUUAUUGGAUGACAUUUCCAUUUAACUAUGAUUAACUUUAAUCACUUUUUUAUACAACCGGCCCCAGGACGAUAACAAGUUGCUGGAACAACUUGUAACAAGUCUGUUGAACUUAACAACCUUGUAGCGAGUUACUUGUCAACAAGCUGUGAACAAGCAGUGCGAACACAUCCUGUUGAAAAGUUGUUGGAACAGCAUUGCUACAAGUCUGCUGCAGGUUUGUUACAACUUGUGCGUUUUACGUGUGUAGUUUGGGAUGAUUCAUUUUUAAGCCUAGAGCCUGUCCACGUGAAAGGCCAAUGUUCAUGAGACCUCAGGCAGCUGCUGUUUUUAAACAAAUCUGCCCACAAGAUAAACUAUAGGAAACAGGUCAAUCACAACAUGACAUCUUCACAUACACAAUGGCAGCUAGUCUAACAAACUGUCAUAGCCCAAUGGAAGAAAUAAUGAAUGUUUUCCGAAUGACCGAAAUAUUCUGACUGGAACACUUCUUAUAAGCAGUUAUUAGAAUGGGCUAAGCUACCUGGUACCUUAUUAAAUAGAAGACUGCAAGAUAUUGCGACCAUCAUGUAUAAGGUCAAAUCUAAGAUCUGCCCAACUUACAUGUUAGACAUGUUUUCCAGAAACUCAACAGUAUGUAACCUAAGAGUAAAGGAAUUUUGUAUCUCUAGAUUUGAUACAGCGAACUACGGUAAAUAUUCUCUUAAGAACAACGGUAAAUAUUCUCUAAACAUAAGAACAAUUCAGUCAUUAAAAUUAUUUAAAAGAGAAAUUAGAAAAUUAGAUUUAGAGACUUUAAUGGCUAGUGAUGACUGUAGGAACUACUCAGUAUGUAGUACAUAUUGUAAAUAUUUUAGCUGUAGGAAUUUACCUACCUAGAAAUUAGUUAUUUAUUUAUGUAGAUAGUGUCCUUACUUAGUGGUUUUAUACUGCUAUCAUUUUUUUGACAUUUAAAUAAAGUUGUUAUUAUUAUUAUUAUUACUUUCCUUUGACUUGUGGCAAAAUAUCCAUUAUCUCCUUUCAUUAUGCUUAGGAUAAUAUUUGCUUGCACGAACAUUUUACCUGCUCUCAAGCAAACAUCAUCUUAUAUUUUAUUUUUUAUCUAAAAUUUUAUGUAUAAGAGAGUGUUCCGUAACAAACGUAUGGAAAAACAAAAAUGGAAAAUAAGAAAGUGGGGUCAUGGACCUUUUUGAAGAGAUGCAAGGGUUAAACAUACAGCAUGAUGUGGUUUACAAUAUUAGUUUAACAGGAACCCUAGCCAGAGUUCUGUCAUUUUUGAAGAAAUAUUUCCUGAAGCACGCCUAAUCAAUGCAGAGUGUUUUUCUCUUUGCCCUUACUCUUUCUUUAUCACUUCGCAUUGCAGUUCGACUACAUAUAUUAGCUGGAACUUGUUAUUAGAUAUGCGCAGUAAAAGUGCGCAAUGCAAACUGAUGAGUGACCUUUAGACUCCAGGUGUACUUAGUCAUUAAAAUGAAGUAAAUAAAGUACAGAUAUCUGAAAGGUUUCAUUCAGUAACCUCUGAAAUUACAACUUCGAACAAGGAGAAUAAUUGCAUAGUUACACAAACAUACAGUUGACACAUACAUGCAUGAGAUACUUAUGACGUAUCAUUUAUUUAACAAAUAUAAAACAUUUUCCGUGUUGAUAUACAAUUAUAUCAACACCAGUUGGAAUUGGGAAAACUAGAAAUUGUAUGGAAACACGACGCCCAAAGGGCGGAGUGUUUUCAUACAAUUUCGAGUUUUCCCAACUUCCACGAGUGUUGAUAUAACUAUAUAUCAAUACGGAAAAAAUGUUUUAUAUUUUUUUUAUAAUAUAGCAAUGUCAAAAGCCCGAAGGAUAAGAAAAAUUUCCAUGUUUACAAGCGGCGGAAAAUUUCCCGUGUUGACAUUGAGUUAUAUCAACACGGCUCUUAUCCAAUCAGCGUUCAGAAUUUACAAAUGCUAUAUUAUAAAUACGUAUCUCAAGCGGAUUGAAAAUAACCCCAGAAAAGUCAUUUACACAUUAUAGCAGUGGUAAGCAACAUUAUUUCUCAAUUUAAUGCAAUAUUUUAGCAUGUUUUGACAAUAUAUGUCAUACUGAAGCUAAUAUAAAAAUACAAAUAUACCCCAACCACAUGUGAGCUUUGGAUGCCUGUGAAUAGAAAAUAUGGAAUGUUAAAGUUUUUGCAAUGGGUAUUACAAACUUAAGUUGUCAUUUGUUUCGCCUCUGGUUAUUCCGGCUCUUGCAAUACUUGGUCAACUACAUAUAGAUUAUAGGUAUGUUUAUUACGAGGCAAUAGCCUAUACUAUAGGUAAAUUAGAAACAUUUGAAAAUCUUGAUGUUUUUUUUAAUGUUUCGCUGUUUGUCCAGCUUUGGAAAUAGUUCUCACAAAGCAAACAUAUUUCCCAAUAAAUUCAGAAACAUAUUUUGUUUCUCCACGGUGAUUUGUCUAAUGGAACAAUUGUUUCUUGUUUGUCCACUUUCGAGAAGAGGGCUGUAGCAGACAUUAGGGCCAUUUAUACGUGACAAAAUAAGUCACGACUUACAUAAGACGCGACUUAAAUAAGUGGAGUUAUCGCAUAAAUGGUUCUCUACGGCUUUGGUCUUAUUUAUUUGCUAUAGCUAUAAUGUUGUUUUGGUUGUUCUUGUUUUAAUAUGCAAGGAAUUAAAUUUUACGUUGUUUCAAGUUUCUGGCAUGUGUAGUUAGACUUUUUGUCCAAAAUUUGUUAUUUAAGACGCGACUUAAAUAAGAACAGCUAAAAGACCUGUUCUUAUGUAAGACGCGUCUUAUCCAAGAGUCGUCUUACAUAAGAAUUUUGUACCUUUUAUACGACAAACUCGCGUCUUACUUAAGUCGCGUCUUAUGUAAGUCGCGUCUUAUUUUGUUCCGUAUAAAUGGCCCUACAAAUGUUUCAUGGUUUGCUCACCUUCGAGAAACAUAGCUUGGAAACAAUGUUUCCUGGUUUGUCCACCUUCGAGAAACAUAGCUAAGAAACAAUGUUUCCUGGUUUGUCCACCUUCGAGAAACAUGGCUUGGAAACAAUGUUUCCUGGUUUGUCCACCUUCGAGAAACAUGGCUAAGAAACAAGGUUUCCUGGUUUGUCUACCUUCGAGAAACAUGGCUUGGAAACAAUGUUUCCUGGUUUGCCCACCUUAAGGAAACAUGGCUAGGAAACAAUGCUUCCUGGUUUACCCACCUUCGGGAAACAUGGCUAGGAAACAAAGUUACCUGGUUUACCCACCUUCGGGAAACAUGGCUAGGAAACAAUGUUACCUGGUUUACCAACCUUUUGAAAUAUAAUAAUUUCUGAAGAAAGUCUAUCUUGUCUUUUAUUAUAGACACCGUUGAUUCACAAAAACCAUCAAAGAAAAAAAAGAAGAAGCGAGGAAGAUCACACACAAAUCGCCGAUGAAUGUCAUCGAAAGAAAGCCUUAUGUGUAGUUCUUGUGCUUCAAAAGACGAAACACAGCUUUCAAGUGACCGAGAGAAAUGGCCCAUUGGUAAAAUCGAAAUUGGUUGUUUUGACGAAAUUUGCAAACUACUCGAGUUAGCUUAUUGCAGCAAGAAACCACUUAUGAACGCUUUAGGUAGCCUCGAACAAACAAUGGCUGCAGGUAUUAAAAUAACAUACGAAGUAAAGGGAGGAUCGGGGACUGCCGAAGUGAUACUCGGUAAGUGGGGAUCAUCAAAUCAAGAAAAUAAUGUGGGGGGCUCUUAAGAAGAUUCUUAAAGAUACCAUGCAAAGGGAUGAUGUUGUUGUCGAGAUAGCACUACUGAAUGGAAAUCAAUAUUACCAUUUAGCAAAAGGAAUAGAUCACACAUAAUAAAUUACAAAAUUAACUAACUAAAAUACCACAAUCAAUAUCCCAAAUUACCAUGUUAUUUAUCUGUCUGUACAAACACAUCAGCUUUUAUUUGGCCGUUAUAUUUGGCAUAGCCAAAAUGUUAUUAAUUUUGUGCACUUAAUAUUUAUGGUAAUUUCAUUUAAUUUGAAAAAAUCAUUUAGUUAUGCCUAAUAUAAUUUUAUGACUUCUAUAUGAUUAAAAGCAAUAGCACCUAAUUAUAAAAUUAAUUAACUACGACCACGAAUAUGUCAAUAUUCUUAGAUCCUUUUAGAGACAGUUGUGUAUAGUAUUUUAAUAUUCUUAAAUUAAUAUUCUUAUAACAACAUAAAACGCUCACUGAGUUUCCAGCGAUAUACAUACCCUUUUCUAGAUAUAUACCUAAUAACAAGUGGCAUUCACUUUGAACGUUCGUUCAUGCGCAGUUGUUCAAUCGUUCUCCCGUAAUGGUUGAAUAAAUAAACCUUUGUGUGUGUGUAUUCUUUCCUUUUAAGUGCCCAUCCAGGGUCACAAGGCCUGGACAUUUACUAUAUGUGACAAUGGUAAAUGAGCUCACGAGUGGAAGGAAUACUUUUCGUUCGUUCGUUUAUUAUUAUUAGGUAUAUAUCUAGAAAAGGGUAUGCAUAUCGCUGGAAACUCAGUGAGCGUUUUAUGUUGUUAUUUUAUUUCCUGAGUACGGGUCUUCGACCAAUUUCAUAUUGUUAAUAUUCUUAUAUUAAUAUUCUUAGUUAGUGUAUAAUAUUAUAUAUUCUUGGAUCCUUUUAGAGAUAGUGUAUAGUAGUUUAAUAUUUUCUUAACUUGUAAAUAUAAGCGUAAUUCAGCCUAUUGGCUGCAAUGUUUUUAUGAAAUAAACCAUCUAUCUUUCUAUCUACAGGGUGUAUCAGAAAAAGUAGACAAUUUUGAAACCGCCGGCUCUCAAUUUCUCAAUUCUGUUCGUGUCAUGAAAUUUUUGAUAAAUAUAGAUUGAUUGGGUAUAAUGUAGAAUAAACAAAGCAAUUUCGUAAAGAUAAAUUUUCCAGAGCAGGGGAUGGGGAUAUCUUUUUUUAGCAGCAUUAAAUAUAGCUUGCGCGCAAAAUUUGAAAGAUUGAAACAUAUUUUGAGUUCAUGGGCGAAAAAUUUGUUAUGUGUUGUAUUAAUGGCCCAUAAUGUUUUUACAAUCACAAAAUGCAAAUUAGGUAAAUGCAUGAUUUAAGCAUGCGUGAAAGGCAUUGGUGCCAAAAAAUGAAAGUUUCAGCAGCUAUUUGAAGAACUUAAGAGCAAAUUUUCUGAUAUUUGGACCAUUAAUAAAACACAUAACAAUGUUCUCGCCCAUGAACUCAAAACGCGUUUUAAUCUUUUGAAUUUCGCGCGGCGCAAAAACUAUUAAACUUUUGAAUUUCGCGUGGUAAAACUAAACUAUUGCCAUUUCAGAAAUUCUACACAUUUGGUGAAUUUCGAUUCCUAAAGGCCCCUUUUAGAUUCGCAAAUUUUUGCUGCGAUUUUAAGUGCGAUUUUCUUCUUCUGAUGGAUGUGAACGAGUGAAUGAGUUAUGAAUGUUGAGAUGAGGGUACAUAUACUCAGAACAUUCAUAACUCAUCUACUCAUUUACAUCCAUCAGAAAACCACAGAAUCUAAUGGCUCUUUAAUAAUUUGAGGUUAAUUCCACGUUUUUAAUUAAUUCAGAUACAAUUUAAUUCUCACGUGGUAGUUUCUAUAAUACUUCUGAACACUUUUCUGUUAUACUGGUAAGAUUCCCUGAUAUGAUACUUUUUGUGGUAACAUUCCCUGAUAUGAUACUUUUUGUGGUAACAUUCCCUGAUAUGAUACUUUUUGUGGUAACAUUUCCUGAUAUGAUAACUUUCCCUGAUAUGAUACUUUUUGUGGUAACAUUCCCUGAUAUAAUAACAUUCCCUGAUAUGAUAACAUUCCCUGAUAUGAUACUUUUUGUGGUAACAUUCCCUGAUAUGAUAACAUUCCCUGAUAUGAUAUUUUUUGUGGUAACAUUCCCUGAUAUGAUACUUUUUGUGGUAAUAUUCCCUGAUAUGAUACUUUUUGUGGUAACAUUCCCUGAUAUGAUAACAUUCCCUGAUAUCAUACUUUUUACUUGUAUCCUGGUAAAAUUCCCUGUUAUGAUACUUUCUACUAGUAUCCCAAAGGUCGCGGGUUCGAUUCCCACCGUGGUCAGGCAAACUUUUCAGCUUAAUUGGCCGGUGGAUGGACAUUCAGAGUAACAUCACAAACAUCAUUCCCUGACAUGACUGAAUGAAUCAUAUAUGCACCCUUGCCCGUCCCUAUAACAUACAUGUUUUUACAUUAUUAAUAUGGCAUUGCUUCUGUAUAGUUUUCCUUGGUUGUGUGGAGCGUAUGGGCUGGUUGGUUGAAACAAAAAGAUCCCUCGUCCACAUUUGUACCUCACAGUUAAAAGAAGAGUGAAGAUAUCGUUUGUACGACAUGAACUUGAAGAGAAAUUCAAGUGUGACGAUGCUAAGGAACACUUUGAACUCCUUCAAGAACGUGAAAGAAAAUCAAAAAUUAAAUAUUUGGGUCUCUUUUCAAGUAAAUUGAGAUGUAAAUCAUCUUCUGUCUCACCGACACCUGGUGGUGGUGUAUUAGCUUGCAGUAACCCCAGUUAUAACAAUAAAAACCCUUUACGAGUGGCUGAGGAAAACGAGAAAGAUGAUGUACCUCAUCUCCAGGGAACUGGGACUUUAACCAUGUUUUGCGCCCUCAGUGGACAACAUUAUGCACUCACUUGCUUUCAUGUUGGUUGUGCAACGCGGUUGUUGAAACGCCGCAUUCAAUAAAGUAGAAGAUGUUCAGAAGAUGCGCAAUUCACUUCCAGCUUAUGAAAGUUAUGCAAAGAAACAGCAAUAUUAUUUUACACAAGGCAAUACAGAGAACGACAAUGAGCCCAUCUUAUUUGGAGACAAUGGAACGGACCGCACGCCUCUUGGUGGUUUUGACAAUUAUCAUUUUGACAACGAAUGUGACAUUUUGUCUCUAAAAGUUUUGGAUGGCAUUAAAAUUGAUUGCAAAAUAGCGGAUGCAACUUCUCCAGAUUGGGAUAGUAUAUGGGUGAAUUGUAUGAGAGUGAUAGUAAUCCAGUGGAAGUGGAGAAAAUCGGUUUUACGUCGGCGUUAACUCAUGGCCAUAUUGUUCCUUGUGAUUUUAGUUACAGCCAAGAACAAGGGCCAUUAUUCCAGGAUGCAUUUGUCGUUAAGGGAUGUAGUGGUCCAUUCUUGGAAGGCAGUGACUCGGGUUCUCUCGUUUUCUUUCAUGACAAUAAUAACCAGAAACAGGUGUUUGCCUAUGGGGUUUGCGAAGUGGAUGAGCUUUUCUUACCAGAAGAGCACGAGUCAGCGAGUUCUUGCAGUGUUGAUGAAGACGAGUCUGAGUCUAAACAGGAAAUGGAGGAUGAGAAUGAAACUACAUCUGAGUGUUCUGAGGCUGAAUGUAAGGAUGAAAAAAGUGAAGAUGGAUGGCAGGAUAAAGAUAAAUUGGAAUGUGAAGAAGAAUGGGUUGUUUUUCAGGAAGAAAGUGAGAGCGACAUUUCGGAGAAGGAAAUGGAGAGAGAAGAAGAAAGAAAUUCCAAGAAGAAAGUGGAAGCGUCAGGGCCAUACUUCAUCUGUCUUAGAUUAGAUAUGGCUUUAGAAAACCUAGGACUUGAGAAAGCAGCUUGUUUUCACAAUUGUGGCUGUAACUGAAAAUUUUGUGAAUCAUCUUCCAGAUGUUCAUGUAUAUGCGGACGAUUCUGAUUUUUAUCUUUUAUUCAAGCCAGAUGGCGAAGUGAGUUAGGCCGCGGCAUUGAAUGCGAUGGAACGCUGGGUGAAUAAGUAAGUGAACUUCAUUGAACCACGGUGAACUCAUCAGGAUUUUACACGCCAAUUAUAGAAUAGAAUAAAAGUUGCAUAUUACAAAUUUUGUAUCCAUUUAUAAAAAUACCUGUUUUCUAUGAGUGCCGUGCAAUUGCUAAUAUAAAGUUUGAAAAUGAUCGUAUGAAGUUGCUGCAGUCAGACUUGAAUUUAGGUAAAGUGUUAGCUUGUCGUAUCUCGGCUGGAAGGGUGUUCCACAGUACCGCCCCACUGGAGCUAAAACUAUUUUUCAUUGGGUGGUUGAGAUAAAGCUAAUGUGCCUCCGGUGUCUCCAGAGUGGUGUCUCUCAAUGAUAAUGUAUACUUUGUAGAGGUAAUCACAGGGGAAGGAGUGCCAUUAAUAGCUAGCUUAAGCAAACGACGUUUUUUUCAACAUGGACGUCAGAUCAAGGCAUUUUUUAAGAAUUUGUGAGUGGCGAGGGGGGGGGAUUUAGAAAAAGGGACCAUACUAUGCCGAGUGGGAGAAAUGAUAGAUGGUUUGUUGGUAACAAAAAGUUUGGUGUAGUAUCGCAUUUAAUAUAUAGUAUCCCAGAAAAUUUUUGUAUUUUUCUACCUUUAUGACUGCAAUUGCCUGCAUUUUCUGAAACAGAUUUUAGGAUAUACAGCAUUACGUUAUGCUGUAGAUAGACUGAACCUUCAGUUAAGUACUUGCAUAGUAUGUUUAUGUAGAUACCACAACUUGGCCGUCACUCAGGGAGCGGAGAAGGCCUGACUGCCACGAAGCGCGACCAUGGUUGGCACAGAGCGGAAAAAUUUUGAAAAUUUUGCGUCUCUAAAUCGUCGGAAACGGCAUUUUCAAAGUCUUCUCUACGUCUUUUGUUGGUCCCUUUCAUUAAUUCGUUCAUUAUGAUUUGUGAGUCUAUGCUAUCCACGAGAAAUGUUGUUAUCAAUAUAUCGAUUACAGAUAUUUGAUUAUAUAUAUAUAUACUUCUAGUUUCAAAAUCAAUUGGGUUUUUUUUGCGGGGGCCAAAAUUAUCCCCCCCCCCCCUUACAAAACUCUUGGUUCCACUUAUAAUCCACUGGAAAAUGUUUAAAUUCUAAUAAGGUAAUUACAACACAAUGUUUAGCAGGACAUAAGAUUCACAAAGCAAAUUUCAGUUACUGGAAUAUUAAACCUCCCUUCUAAAUUCCAUAUUUUGCUUACAUUUUAGAGAAAAGGGACUUUAACUGGCGCGGGGGGGGGCAAAAUUGUUGAGUGGGGGGCACCAUGAGGGCUGGGGGGGGGGCUUUGGCCUCCCCAGUUAUAUAGUUAAAAAAUGCCCUGCGUCAGAUUGCCGAUGGGGGACUGACUAAAAACUGUGUUUGUAUCAGUUUGUAGUAAUCUUCAUCACAUGUAACAAAACAUAAGAUUUUAGUUGAAGUUUUUUGCGUCCUUACACGAGCGCUAUGAUGCAAAAUACCGUCAAAAUUAGUCAUACCAAUUUUCAGGUGACGUCCGUGUUGAGAAAAACGCGGGUUGCUUCAGCACACUAAUGAUUAACACUACGAGUGAUAUUUGAAAAAUGUGCCAAAAUUGCACGAGCCGCCGAGGCGAGUCAGAUCCUCAUUCUGUGACAUAGUCCAUUUUGAGACGGAUUGUCGCUUGUUUAUAGGCUUGCACUACUUACGUGUAAGUCUCUGCGUGUAAGUAACCAAAUGAAAGAGCAUAUAAUUUAUACAACAUAUGAAUGUUUAUGAAAAUCCUAUAGAAUAGCGGUCGCGAAAUUUAUAUAUUUAAAAACAAUUCUUGAUAGUUAGGGACCAGUCAUAAAGUAUAGGGGGGGGGGCUGGAGAAAAAGGGGGGGCACCAUUUUCAUGCUUGCAAAAAAGGGUGGACCAGAGAAAAUUGUGCACUACAUUAGGGGUGGGUCAUGAGUCAUAUGUGAAUAUGUUUCAAUUUACACUGUUAAUUAACCCAUAAGCGACAGCACUUUCCCCUUGAUGAGAAAAAUAGUCUGGCGUUAAACAGAGUAAAAUAAUCUGGCGUUAGACAGAGUAAAAUAAUCAAAGUGGGGUGCAUCAGGGCACAAUGCUACUCAAUGGGUUAACUGUUAAGGAUUAUUCAAGCUCACACAAUGCAUGACCAACCUAAACUUUUCAUAUUACACGAACUUUAAUGUAUAUAUAAACGCAGCGUACUAAACUUUUUUCGUAAGUUUCAAUGAAGGAAAUAAUUAGAGGACCAGUAUUCAAAAUGGUUGUUAUAUACUCCAGGGCCAUAGCUAAUAAUCAUUCUUUUUUCAAAAGAAUGCAGACCUUUAUCAUUUAAUCCACGCAAAACUGCAAUGAAUGAAGAUAUUACCCAUAUUUUCCUGCAACUUAUCCAAAAUAUAGUUAAUUAAAUACGUUAUUAAAUUAGCGAUUACACCCUGUAGGGUUGGAUUUUACUUUAUUAUAAAAGAGUCGUAUGUAAUGUUUUGGUGUUUUCCAAGCAAUAAAUCAUGUAUGAAACUGAAUUUGAAACGUGUAAAAAAUAUCACCAAUAGAAAGUGAUCCAUGAAGAGUCCCGCCUGUUGUUGUCUUUUAGAAAAUGGUGGGUCAUUAAUUUUUGUGCAAGACUUUAAGGGUGGGCCAUUGAUAAUUAAGCCUUAUUCUAGGGGUGGGCCAAGGAAAAAUUUACAGUUGAAGAUUUGAUUUCUCCAGCCCCCCCCCCCCCAUACUUUAUGACUGGUGCCUUAUUUUAGUAGAGGCUAUAUUUGGCACCGGAUGUAUUAAAUUGUUAGGAAAAUGUCUGUUCGGACCAUUGAACUAAAAAUAACUGGAACGCUACGUUUAAGCGGAAAUUUGAAGCUAAAUUCUACAAGGUCGUACACAGGCUUUAAAAGGCCCGUUUUAAAUUGAAAAGGCCCGUUUCCCUUUCGAUUUGCAUCCUGCCAUGAAAACGUUCAAAACGGCAUGCUUCGAGCGCCCCCUGCAUUGUCUCGCGAGUAAAUCGCGCAGUAGAAACACGCGUGGAAGUGCGUGUCUGGGAGUCAAAACUGGCUUCAUUUGGCUUCAUGGGAGUCAAAUUUUGGCUUCAAAAUUUGCAUGCGCAGUUUACUGAACGUAGCGUUCCAGUUAUUUUUAGUUCAAUGGUUCGGACUGCUUUGAGGGGCGUUUGUUGUUUUGCUUGCAAUAAAACUUUAAUGUAUUUAAAAUUAGUUAUUAAGAACUAUAUGAUUCUGUAUGAUUUCUUUUCUCGAAUUCAUUUGGAAAAGAAGAAAUACCUACAUUUUCAUUUUUACUUCUGAGUGAUUGAAAUGAGUGAGUUCACACACUAGUUGAAGGAAAUUAUUAGGAAAUUUGAAUCUAGAGAAAAUUUGAAGGAAAUUUCGGAAGAUUGAAGGAAAUGUGAAGGAUAUUGCCUUUUUUCUAAAAAAUCCCAGGAAUACGGCAAUUUCCAAGGAAAUGCGCUUCAAAAUAUUCUUAAAAUCCUGUCUGCGAGUGCCCUGGAUUCCAGAGCCUUCGACAGUAAAUAAUAAAUUGAAACGUCGCAAAGGCUCUGGUUCAAUGGGGAGAUUCUUUGAUUAAACCGCGCCAAUCACAAAACAGAAUUAGUGGUUUUAGUACAUAUUCUGUACUCUGAACCAGAGCCUUCACGACGUUUCAAUUUAUUAUUUACUGUCGAAGGCUCUGGAAUCCAGGGUAGUUUGCGAGAUACAAAAUCUGAAAAUUUUCUGGGGAAAGACCCCCAGAUCCCCCUGGUUAUUUUCCGUCGUGUUAAUCUAGGUAAACUCUUUGUCUCUCCCCUUUGAUAAUUCAGCUCCUGCAACGUCUAUGUUCCUUCUAGAACAAGAAAUACCCCGUUAUUCGAGAUAAAUUACUAUAAAAUCAGUUUUAAAUUAAGUAAAAUUCAAUAAUUUUUAUUGCAAGGACAUUUUUUCAAAAAUAAGGAAAUUUUGAAUGGCUGGAAGGAAAUUAUGUUUUUUGAAAAUGGAAGCACUGCAUGUGACUCACUGACUCAUGUCCAGCGUUUCCACUUUCAAGGAAAUUUCCUUUUUCAAGGAAAUUUUGACUCGCAAAAGGAAUUUUCAAGGACGGAAAAAAAUUAAGGAAAUCUAAGGAAAUUCAAGGAAAUCUAAAGAAAUAUGAUAAGUAGCAAUAUAUAAAAGAAAACAAUAUUAAAAGUUAAAGUCUUGUUUUAAAACUGUUAAUUGCAGGGUAUUUAGUGUAAUAAUAGUUUAAUUAAUUUCAGAACAUUUAACAUCAUUACAUAACAUUAACUGCAUGAAGUAUCUAUAAAGGUUUCGCGACAACUGGAGAUUGGAACGCGGUACCUAUAAAAAUAUAAUAUAUUUAUGCUUACCAUAAAUAUGCUAUGAUUGAUAUGAUGAAAAUCUAAUUAUCUAAAUUAUUAUUUUAUUAUUAUUAAAAUUAAUGGUUUCUCCCAAAAGGGUUUUUCAGAACCCAUUUACAAAAUUAUUUUAUAAAACUACAAUUUUAAAAUAUUUACAGUUUCUACAAAGUUAGGAAUAAAAAUGACUGAUAUCUAAGUUUUUAAUAGUCUAAAAUAGGAAGUAGUCUAUAGUCUAAGUAGACAGUAAGUGUUCUUUAAGUUGACUUUUAAAUGUCUUAAGUGAUGUACAUUUCUUUAGCUCAGUGUCUAAGUUAUUCCAAAUUGAAGCUCCUCUAAAAGCAAAUGACCGUUGCCCUGACGCUGUUUUAAACAAUGGUAUCUGUAUUGAGUUGCAGUUCCGCGUAGACCGAUUAUGAAUACAAGAUCGUUUCUCAAACAUGUCGCAAAGAUAUUUCGGCGCUAAGUUGUUCAUGCAUUUAAAAGUCAUUACGGCAUCACGGAAAUAGAGUAAUUUGUCAACUGUGAGCCACUCAAGAUUUUGGAGUAAUGGGCUUACAUGAUCGUAUUUCUUGGAUCCUGUGAUUAUUUUACAUGCAAAGUUUUGAAUAGAUUGAAGUUUCUUUAUAUUAGUGCAUGUUGUAUUUGACCAUACAGUGGAACAGUAGAGCAGUUUACUGAUCACUAAUGAAGUGAUUAUCAUUGUAAGUGUUCCCUUGUCAAAAUUAUUUUUAACUCUGUUUAUCUGGCACAGUUUAUAAAGGCAGGACGACACUAGAUUCGAUAUGUGCUUAUCGUAACUUAGGUGACUGUCCAUUAGAAGUCCUAGAUCUUUGGCAAAAUCAACAGGUUCUAGAAUCUUCCCCAUAAAAGAGAUCGAAAUAUUGACAUCAAGUUCGUUCAUCAGCUGCCUGGUUCCAAUGAUCAUGAAUUUUGUUUUAUCUGGAUUCACCAAAAGAUUGUUUUCACAGCACCAAGACGCAAUUUUAUGUAGGUCUUCUUCCAGAUUUUUAAUUCCAGUGUCAGCUUCCGUUAAAGGAAACGAUAACAAAGUUUUCGUAUCAUCAACGUAUGAUUCAAGAUCACCAUUGUAAGAUGCACAGGGUAGAUCGUUAAGGUAUAUACAAAAGAGCAAUGGCGAUAAAAUGGCCCCUUGAGGUACACCAUAAGUUAUCGGUAAUGGAUCUGAUAACGUAGAGUUAAUACGGGUUGAUUGGAAACGGUCUGUUAAGUAGCUUCUGAACCAGUUUACUGUUGAUUUGGAUGCUCCGACAUUUGAUAGUUUAUGAAGUAGUCUCUGAUGGUUUAUACUGUCAAAUGCUUUUGAGAGAUCAAGCAACACUAGAGCUGAGAGUUUCUUUUUAUCCAUGGCCUUUAAGAUGGUGUCAGUGAUAAAAACGUUUAAUGUCUCUGUCGAGUGAAGUUUUUUAUUUCCACUUUGGUGGGAGGAUAGUCGGUUGUUGCUUGUUAGGUAACAGCUAAAUUGCUCAAGAGCUAAUCUUUCACAGAUUUUAGAUGCGACUACAAGAAGGGAAACUGGUCGAUUAUUUGAGGGUACCUCGUGGUCACCUUCUUUAUGAAUAGGAAUAAGUUCUGCCUUUUUCCAUGCCAGAGGAAAAGUAGAAGUACGAAGGGAACAAUUUAUAAUUUCCGUUAAAGGACCCAAAAUGACCGGAAGACAGUCCUUUAUGAUCCGUGGGUUAAUCUUAUCCGGACCAGAUGAUUUAUUGAGAGGUAACGAUAAAACUACUCGACGUACUUCGUGGCAAGUUACGGCUCUAAACUUAAAUUGGUCGAUUUCAGUUAUAACGACUGAUUCGAUUGAUUCUCGUAGAUUGAUGUUGUUAGUAUCUGCUAGAUGAGAAGACGCCCUUGCUGCAUUUUCACCAACCGAUGAAAAAAACUGAUUGAAAUCAUUUGCAAGAGAUUUAUGGUCUCCUUUAUAGAUUUGUCUUUCUUUUCCUUUUGAUGGUAUAAGACGGUUUACUAUUUUCCAUAGAGACCCCGGAUUAUCUUUAUGUUGCCGUACUUCAUUAGAGUUAUACUCAUUCUCCGCCUUCUUAAGAUCUCUCUUCACAUUAUUCCGGUAGCUCUUAUAAUUGACCCAGUCUAUAAUAUCCCGCGUACGUAGAAAUCGUUGAUGUAAUCGAUCUCUCUCUUUCAUAAGGUUUCUGAGGUCUUGGGUAAUAAAUGGGCAUGGUCGGUUACGGAUCUUAAUUGUUUUAAUUGGAGCAUGAACGUCUAGUGUAGACUGGAUCGCAUGGUUAAGAAUGUUUAGUUUAGCAUUUACAUCGUCGCCGUCAAAAAUAGAUAGGAGACAAUCUGAUUUGUCCGCAAGAUCAGCUGCAAAAUAAUUCGGUACAUAAUUUUUAAAGCUACGUGCUGUAAUGUAUUGCGAAGGUUGCUUAGGAGACUUAAUCUUAAGUUCAGCGUACACAAGUAGAUGGUCACUGAUUGAUGUAAGCAAUACUCCACUUCGGUACACAAUUGACUUCGACGACACUAGGAUAACAUCUAGCAAUGAUUGAGUUGCAUCAGUGAUCCUCGUUGGCGAUUUAAUAAGUUGAGUGAGGUUCAUUUCAUUUAAAAAUCUAUCCAUAAUUUUAUAUUCUACACAAUUAUCCUUUAAUCCAUCACAAUUUAGGUCACCUAGGAUCACGAUUGGUUUGUUUAAUAGAAGAGCUUCCAUGUAAUUUGGUUUUAAUGUAUGUUCAAAGCAGUGCAGAGGACAGUCAGGUGGUCGGUAGGCUACACAAAUUAUGAGCGACUUAGAUUUCUGGCACUGGACAUUUAUCCAUAGUUGAUGGAAAUUUUCUUCGGAAAUGAAAGUUAAGGAUUUUAAAACAGAUGAUUUAAGUUCUUUGCGAACGUACGUGCAUACACCACCGCCGCGUUUAUUAAGACGAUCCAAUCUGAAAAGAUUAUAUCCGUCUAUCCUUACUUCGGCAGACGAAACACUAGUGUUAAGCCAUGUUUCAGAUAUUGUUAAAAUGUCAAAAUUUUCUCUACGCGCCAAAUCUCUGAGUUGGGUAAGAUGUGUAUUGCUUUUAAGUGAACGGAUAUUAAGAUGAGCGAUUUUGAGCCUAGUAUUUUGAAAAUUGUUUCCUAUUUUUAAAGUUGAUGUUGAAGACAUUACAGACUUUGUAAUACAGGCAUUAGGUUUGUGUAUGACAAUAUUUUUCAGAUUUCGUAUGUCAGAGCCACAAGGUCUAUGGUGAUUUUGGUGAGUUGUAAAAAAUGGUUGGGAUUUGCGUGCAGUAAUUCGUGUAGGAAUAGACAUAGUCGUCACGUUUCCUACCUCUUGCACAGUUGGUAUACAAUGUCCAAAUGGCUCAGCCAUUCGAGGGAUUGGUGGCGAUGGCCCGUUUGAUAGGAUGGUGGUUUCGUUCGAUGGCGCUUGGGAAAAGGAAGCUUGUUCGAGGUAUUUCUAUUAAUAUUUUGGUUAUUUUUCGCUUGGAUAGGUAUCUCUAUUAACGGUAGGGAACCAAUCCAAUCCGAUAUUGGUUGCUUUUCGGGCAUAUUUGCAAUUUGAUUGAUUUGUAGUGCCUUGUUUUGUAAGUCCCUAUUAGUAUCUAAAUCUUGAAAUCAACAUGGCAUACUAAUGCACAUGGCACUUGUCUUUGCUAAACAUUAACAACAAUAACAUGUGGAACAACAAUAACAUUCUCAGUUGUUUACAUAAUAAUGUGUGUUAAUUUAUCAAUAGGUGCCAAACAAAAAAGGCAGUAAAGUGAUAAAUUAACCUAUCUGCUAAACCAACUAAUGUGCAGUUAAAUUGUGCAAAGACCCUGAAAUGCCCUGAGAAUUACCUGAAUUUACCUGAAAAUGUACAGGAUAUCGACCUGAAAUUGUUCAUGAGCAAUAUUAGGGGUGUUGCACCCUCCCUCCCCCCUCCCCCCUCCCCCGGUCGCUAGGGCCCUGAGAACUUAGUAAAUCUGUAGAUUUCAGAAGAAACAGCAUACACUGACAUUUAACUUUUGAGAAUUUUAAUGGAAAGACAGCCAUAUGUACAUUUACGACAUAGAGAACAUACGAAUAUAUGUAAUUAUGUGCAUAUAAUGUUGCUACUUUCAAGUUUAAAUCUCAUUUGCGUGGCGUGGUUAGUCUAUGUUUUUAGUUCAAGAUAAAAUGUUUUGGAAAAUCCUUAAAAAAAUCCUCAAAAACCUAAAUUCCUUUAAAAAAUCCUUAAAACUCUUCAAAAUUCCUAUUUUUAAGGAUAAUUCCUUAAAAGUGAGAGCACUGAAAUUAACUAAACGUUUUCUCAAGGAAAUUUCAAGGAAGUUCUGUUCCUUGAUCAAGGAAAUCUAAGGAAAUUUUGACUGAAAUCUCAGGAAUUUUAAAAUGUAAUAGUGGAAGCACUGCUCAUGUCCCAGACUCCCAACCUCGUACCCAGGGCCUUUGCGCGGUUCAGAGGCUCUGGUACGGGAAGCAAAGGCCCUGGUAAACACUGGUCACGUGUGUCCAAAAAUAUUGGACAUUUUCGUAACCUGGCCUUAUUUAGGUCAUGUUAUCCCGGGGGGAUGAGCAACUGAACAUUGCAAUGCACGAACUAUAAAAGUUUCAAAUACAAAUGAUUUUGCCUUUGAUUUUUAAAAUAUGAAUGUAUAACAAUUGUUUGAAAAUUCAUAUUUUAAAACAACAGACAGCAGAUUUUAGGCUUGUUAGGAUGGAAAUUAUAAACUUUGAAGUCACAUGGAUUUUGAAUUACAGUAUGCUAUAAAGAAUGCAGUAUAUUCGAGGUAAACGAUUUUAUGAUGCAUAUAUAAAAUUAUAUUCUCAUAUCUUUUAAAGGUAGGUUACAGUCCCUUCUGCGCAUGUCUGUGAUUGUUUUUGCCUGGGGACUCCACCGGAAGUUGGGCAUCUCGGUUUAUACUCGGUCCAGUCUCAUUUCUGGCAAUAACACGCGCGUUGUUUUUUUUCGCAAGCGAAGGAGUGAAGCUAGAAGUUUCCAAAAUAUAUUGAGCUUUUUUGAGCGACAAUCCUUCAAAUAACGAGUUUUUGAGGCAACAUGACGAGUAGGAAAGAAUACCACGCUAGCAGGGAUGCUUACAAAGUGUAUCAAAGUGUAUCUAUUUUAUUGUUUUCCUCGAUGGAGAGCGUGCCAUUUCUGUCUGCGUUUCCCCAUGAACCUACAUCCUCUGAUCCUCAAGCUUCUACUAAAGGUUUUCAAGAAAAGAAUCCAAGAAGGAUUGGACAUUUCACCCAACAUAGCUGCUAUUCACUCCCUUCACUGUGGACACUUCAGUGAAAUCGCUUGUUGAAGCCCAUCAAUCGAGGUUUUAAUGACUAUAAAAUUCUCUUUAUUCACUAUUUUAAUUAUACACUAUAGUUACAUACGAACUGUUCUAUCUCUUUAAUUUACAAACUGAAACCCAUAUAAUUAAGGCCUAAAGAUAUGAUACUCGUGAGUAGGAGUUGUCAAUGAAAAAGUGUUAAUGAGCAAUUUGGAGUCAACAUGUUUUGGAUGGCUGUUUAUAUAGUGUUUAUUGUCAGAAUGAUAAAUGAUAUAAAUUAAUCUACUUGACCGUGCUUUACUGUCUUUGACUGUCUUCUCAUGGACAAAUUGUGCUCACUUAAUAGAAACACAUAAAAAGUUUCUCUGAUCAAAGUAUAUUUUAAUCAAAGCAGCUUACAGCCCUCGAAAACGAGGUCGGCAUUCAGCAAUGCCGACCUAAAUGCCGACCUAUCAACCUCCCAGGCCGGCAAAUGUUUGCCGACGUUAAUUCAGCAAAAGUAAGAAUUUUUUUGUGCUGAUAGCUGUUAAAAAGUCAGCGAUUAUAAAAUUUGAUUCGUAGUUCGAUAACUAAACACACUUUGGUGUAAGGUUUAAAAAUGGACUUUUAAAAAUUAAAUUAAAUUAGCUCAGGUAACCGGGCUGGCUCGCCUCCAUAUCAACACCGCCUAAGACAUUUAGUUUAUAAAACAUUUUGAUCACAGAAACUUAUAUGAUGUAAACAAACUCAAUUAAUAAUUACUAGUAUAUUUUUUCACCCUAAUUGUGACUAAAAGUUUGCAUAUAAGAACCUACAAUUUAAAAACCUGUCAGGCUAAAAUUUUUUAUUUAGACACCCUAAAUAAGAAUUUGUUUAGGCUAGCAAUUCAGGUUUUUAUUUUAUCACAUGAAGACAAAUCAAAUCUAAAAAUGCAUAUAAAUCAAAGAAAAUAAACUCUUCACAAAGUCAAAAUAAUGAAAAUGAUCCAGAACACUGAAAAUGUCAUUGAGAUAAAUAAAGUGUUAGCAGCUUUACAGUAUAGCUUUACCGCGGCAUAGCUAUUAGUUAGAUAAUUUGUGCGCAAUUUAUAUAUAGUAUAUACAUGUAAAUUAUACCUCGAAUACCAAAAAUGAGUCGCUUUUCUUUAAGAAUUUAACCUAAUUUCCAAGCUCUAAUGAUCAUGUAUUCACUACACGUAUUGUCCAAGGUGGGAUCUGGUGGUUUGAAAUCCGAGCUUUCUUUCUCCUAGAUGGAUUGCCUCCUACACAAAGCAAUCUGAAACACAAGCCACUUCAUAUUGUACUAUGAUUGCCUAAUCUUGUGUCACAAAGAGUGGCACCAUCCCAUAUAUAGGUAUAUAUUGUCAGAACAAGCUGCCAUGCCCAUGGCCUGUUUUGUGACAUGAAAUCAGACAACACAGUAAAACCCUAGACUAGACAGUAAAACCCUAAGAACCUAGAUUUUUUCCAAGUUAGCCUAAACAGGUUCUUAUGUGAAUGGUGCUUACCUGAAUUCAUGUCACAAACUGUAAUUAUAUUUAGUAUAUUCAGUACUUUCAGGGGGGGAGCACAAGCCCUUGAGUCAUAUUCAUGCCUAUCCCUUGGAUAUAUGUGUUUUAAUAAUAAUUGUUUAUAAAUUAUUUGUAUUAUCAUAUAACCCAAUAAAUCUGUUAAGAAAAAGAAAGACUGAUUCGUUGAUGUAAAUAAAAAUUUCAUCAGUGUUUCAUGAACAUUCUGAUGGGCUCUGAUAUACAGCGAAACAAGCAUAUAUUUAGCAAUUGUCCUCUGUCUUGAUGAACUAACGUGAUCACUAGAUUGACCAGAAUUGUUCAAGUUAAUAUUGCUAUUAGAUCAUUCAGUGUCACAAGAAUAUCAUCAUUUAGUGUCAAUAUGAGAGUAAUAUCAAUGAAUUCAUACUUCCAGUUCAUAAUUUCAAAACAUACAUAUUUAUAACACAACUGAAAAGUUGAAUAUAAUCUUAGCGUCUCGUACUCUCGUCACUGUCAAUCUAUUGAACUCUUUUGUUGUUUAUAACGAAAUCAUCUCCAUAGCGCGCACGAGCUUGAACAAAUAAAGCUGUAUAUCCAUCUUUUGCACGGUCACAAAUUUCGCCCUUGGCUUUGCCACGAAGACAGGAACUGCAACCACAUUCUCAAUCACACUUGUUUCGAAUUUCGUCAAGCGAAAAGCUUUACCCAAGGCCAAGCGCUUCUGUCAUAAUGACAACAACAACACUGGCAACAUGUUUCGAGGGAUUGAUACCGCAUUAAAUGUUUUCAUGAUGAGACACUCCAAAGGUAAACACAAAUUAUUCGAACUCACACCUUCGGGAUUUCGGUUCGCCGCCCCAGCUGUUGAUAUAGCAAGUCCCACAACGUUCAAAGCGGCCUCUUUAUAACUUUAUUCACGAUGUUUACAGUUAAACAGUUACAGUAUAAGAUUGUGUUUAUAUUGUGUACAAAAAUUUCCAGUGUAGAAAUGUACAAGAAAUGAAGCGAAGUAUUGUCAAACAUUGCACUCCUCGGUCACAAAUUAUGUGGAAUCAAUGUUACUUUGAAUUCGUCAUAUACUUCAUCUUAUAUAAUUAAUGUGGAUCAAAACAAAAAACGUAAACAAAGCCCGCGCAUGCGCAGAAGGGACUGUAACCUACCUUUAAAGGUAGGUUACAGUCGCAUCUGCGCAUGUGCUGGACUUUUGUUUAUGUGGGGACACACAGGAAGUUGUCAUCCUCUGUUGUGCUCGGUCCAGUCUCAUUUCUGGCAAUAACACGCGCGUUGUUUUUAUCGCAAUUGAAUUUAAUGCCUAAGGAGCGAAGAAGUUUCCAAAAUAUUUUGAGCUUUUUGAGCGACAGUUCGUCAAAUAACGAGUUAUUGAGGCAAUAUGACGAGUAGGAAAGGAUACUACGCUAACAGGGAUGCUUCGAAAGUGUAUCAAAGUGUAUCUAUUUUAUUGUUUUCCUCGAUGGAGAGCGCAUUCCAUUUCUGCGUCUGCCCAUGAAUGGCCAUGAUAUACCUGCAUCCUCGGGCUUCUACCAAAGGUUGUCAAGAAAAGAAUCCUAGAAGGAUUGGAGAUUGCUCCAAACAUAGCUGCAAUGUUGAUCCUUCAGAGAAAUCGCUUGUUGAAGCCCAUCAAUCGAGGUUUUAAUGACUAUAAAAUUUCCUUUAUUACACUAUUUCACUAUCGUUAAUAUAUACGAACUGUUUAUCUAUUUUGUUUACAAACUGAAACUCAUAAUAUAAUUAUAAAGGCCUAAAGAUAUGAUACUCGAGACUAGUGAGUUGUCGAUGAAAAAAUAAUGAACAAUUUGGAGUGAACAUUUUUGGGACUUUUGGAUAGCUGUUUAUAUAGACGUGUUAUUGUCACUUGUCAGAGUGAUAAUCUACUUGGCUGUGGCAGUGCUUUACUGUCUUUGACUGUCUGCUCAUGGACAACUUGUGCUCACUUAAAAGAAACACAUCAAAAAGUUUCUCUGAUCAAAGUUAAAGUAGAUUUUAAUUUGAUCAAAGCACAUAACAGUUUAAAUGCCUUUUAGUUGCUCUGAAGACUGAAGUUACAGUACUUGACCUAAUGUGGUGUUUAUAUGGAGGCAAGCCAGCUCGGGUGCCUGAGCUAGCUCGCAUGGCCGAGAUCUAAUGUUGCUAGAUAAUUUAUACUAAUAUUCGUAUUGUGCGUAUAUGAGAACCAGGCUUGCUUGCCUAAGCAAGAUCUUGUUUAAAUUGUGAAGCCCGACAGAGCCCCAGAUCUCGCCUAGGUUGGCUGAUUUGCUAAGCCGCUCAAUACGAAUAUAUUGUACUAAUUGUAGUAAAUAAGACUUUCUCAACAGAUUUUUGAUCUAUAUAUAAUUUUAUAAAUUCAUGCCUCUGUGAACAGUUGUGACGGUCAUAACCAUGACAGUUUCUCGCAAUGAUUUGUUUUGGUGCCAGCCUGCUACAUGAUGAAAUUAGCUAGGCAAAGCCACCUAGCUCAGGUGACUGAGCUGGCUUGCUUCCAUAUAAACACCCCUAAGACAUUUAGUUUAUAAAAGAUUUUGAUCACAAAUACUUAUAUGAUGUAAACAAACUCAACUAAUAAUUACUAGUAAGUAUAUUUUCCACCCUAAUUGUAAGUAAAAGCUUGGAUAUAAAGAACCUGUAUAAGGGCCUGUCAGGCUAAUUUUUCAGUAUUUAGACACCCAAUCUGUUUAGGCUAGUAUUUCAGGUUCUUAUUUUAUCACAUGGAGACCAGUCAGAUCUAGUGGGGUCUGGGGGUUUGAAAUCAGAGCUUUCUUUCUCCUAGAUGGAUUGCCAGCCAAGGCUUAUGAGCUCCAUCUACACAAAGGAAUCUGAGUUUAAGGUGCCAGACACUUGCCAGUUCAUAUUGUACUAUAAUUGCCUGAUUUUGUGUCACAAAGAGUGGCACCAUCCCAUUGUCUAAUUUUGUCCCAGAACAGGCUGCCGUGCAUGGUCUGUUUUGGGACAAAAUUAGACAGCACAGUAAAACCCUGCGAAUAAGAACCUAGAUUUUUUCCAAGCUAGCCUAAACAGGUUCUUAUGUACAGGGUCUGAAAUAUAUUUUAGUAUCCCGAUAUCCACAGGAUACCAAAAAUAUAUUUCAGAUACCAAAUUAUGAAUAAUACUAUCCUGACUGGAUACUAAAAAAAAUCCUUUGAUGAGCUCCUGAAAGUUUUUGAAUAUUAUCAGUUUACCACCAGUCUUUCCUCAAUAGGACUAGCAUAUAGAAGUUUGUUGAAGGAUUAUGUGGAUCAAUUGUUUAUUUGUUGUUGACUGUUGAGUGUCCUCAGUUGUUAUUGUAAUUUGUAACAGUGAGUGUUAUGGAAACUUAUUUGGAUGGGAUAGGAUAUACUAAAUUUUGAAUCCUGGUAUCCCCUUUGGAUACUGAGAAAAAAUAUAAAUUUCAGACCCUGAUGUAAAUGGUGCUUAUCUGAUUGUUCAUGUUACAAACUGUAAUUAUAUUUAGUAGCUAUAUUCAGUAUUCUCAGGGUGCAUAUAAAGGCUAUAAAUAAAGCCCUGGAGUCAUGUUUGUGCUUUUAACCCCUUGGAGUUCUUCUUUAAUGUCUGUAGCUGCUACAUAUAUAUAUAUAUAUAUUACCAUUUAACUCAAUAAAUCUGUUAAAAAAAGAAAGAUUCGUUGAUGUAAAUCAAAAUUUCAUCAGUGUUUCCUGGGCAUUCUGAUGAGCUCUGAUAUAGAGCGAAACAAGCAUAUAUUUAGCAAUUGUCCUCCGUCUUGAAGAGACAUGAUGAAGUAACCUGAUCACCAGAAUUGUUGAAGCUAUUAAUAUUAGAUCAUUCAGUGUCACAAGAAUAUCAUCAUUUAGUGUCAAUAUGAGAGUAAUAUCAAUGAAUUCAUACUUCCAGUUCAUAAUUUCAAAACAUAUAUUUUUAUAACACAAAAAAGUUGAAUAUAAUCUUAGCGUCUCGUACUCUCGUCACUGUCAAUCUAUUGAACUCUUCUGUUGUUUAUAUUAAAACAGCAUCCAAAAUUAUCUCCAUAGCGCGCACGAGCUUGAACAAAAGCUGUUUAUCCAGCUUUUGCACGGUCAAAAAUUUCGCCCUUGGCUUUGCCACGAAGACUCCUAGGAACUGCAGCACAUUCUCAAUCACACUUGUUGGAACUGCAGCCACAUUCUCAAUCACACUUGUUUCGAAUUUCGUCAAGCGAAAAGCUUUCCCCAAGUGCUUCUGUCAUAAUGACAACAACAACUCUGGCAACAUGUUUCGAGGGAUUGAUACCACAUGAACUAUUUUCGUGAUUAGACACAAAUUCCAAAGGUAAACACUAAACACAAAUUAUUCGAACUCACACCUUCGGGAUUUCGUUUCGCCGCCCCAGCUGUUGUAUAUAGCAAGUCACACAAGGUUCAAAGCGGCCUGUUUAUUCACAAUGUUUACAAUUAAAGAGUUACAGUAUAAGAUUGUGUUAUUGUGUACAAAAAUUUCCAGUGUAGAAAUGUACAAUAAAUGCAGCGAAGUAUUGUAAAACAUUGCACUCCUCGGUCACAAAUUAUGUGGAAUGUUACUUUGAACUCGUCAUAUACUUCAUCUUAUAUAAUUAAUGUGGAUCAAAACAAAAAACGUAAACAAAGUCCAGCGCAUGCGCAGAUGCGACUGUAACCUACCUUUAAGUGCCAGUGCUCUCCUCUUGGCCAGUAAACUCACCUGGCAUUGGACAGAGUAAAAUAAUAAAGUAGGGUGCAUACAACCCAAUGCAACCUUGUACCCAGGGACGAGGUUGUGACUCAAUGAUGCAACCCGCAAGCUGCUCUAUUUACUGUCGGAGUACUCCAGAUUUUCGGAAAACUAAUGGAAUGGGACAGAAGAAAGUCACAUGACUGUUCUGAACUGUUCUGACUACCCCGAUUUUCGAGUAGGGUCAGCCAGAACAGACACGUGACACUGCCCAUUUUCACAUGAUUGGAAGUGGAGGCGACAGAUUUUGUGUAUCCAAUGCACACUGCAUAGAGUGUUAUUUUGAAGGGUUAACCACUAUAUAUCGACAUGUAUCUAGUUAUUAUAUGCUAUUUGAACACCAGGAUUGGGCAAAAUCAGCGAGUAAAAACAUUACAAAAGCAUACUUAAAUAAACACUGUUCCAGAACACCAUGUGCAUUUCAUAUCGUUCCAGAACAGUGUUCCAAAUGUUCUUGAACAGUAGAUGCCUGCCGAGUGCCAUGUAUGAGGGUAAAAAUGUUUGGUACAAUUGCAGAAUACCCUGCCACAUAUAUUUUCACUGUGUAGGAAAUAAAUAAAUACAGUUCCCACACAGAUUGAGCCUGGGCCACUGUGGUUAUGCGUCACUACGCCACUGCGAAUCUGCAUUCACAGUGUGUAAGAUUGAACAUUGCAUGGUUUAAGAAAACACCUAUGGCUACAAAAACAGUUGGUAGACACAGUAACACAAUGGAAUUUUAUUGAACUUUCAACUAUUCUAGUCAUUUUUGUACCUAUUAAUAAUAAUAAUGCACUUUAUUUUCAUUGGUGACUGGAUUUACACAAAGUAAUUUUCGUCCAGACGCAACAUUUUGAAACUAUUCACAUAUACUUCAAAAACUCAUUAAUAAUUCAUGAGGAAAACACAAAGAAAAAUCAUAAGCGUGUCCUAUCUUUAUAUGUGAUAGAGAUUUCCCUUGAUUUACUUAAACUUUAAUUUUGAUUUUCUCAACUUACACAACAUAUUUUUUGAAAAUUACUUUGCUAAUGAACUUACUAGACCAAUUGUUUUUGAAGCAAUUUCAAACAUUUGCAGUGCGUGUUUUAUCAGACCUAAAGAUACUCGGCUUUGCCUCUUAUGUUUGUCUCUGAUAGAACACUGCUGCUCAUGUUUUAAAUAGUACAUGGACAUCACACAUAAUAAUGUAUAUCUCAGACUAUAGUCUUGACAUCAUAAAGAACUACCUAUUCUAAUUGGUAUUUACAAUUUACUGAAAUAUUUACAUUAUAUAUACAGUCUGCAACUAAGUUACAGGGCUAGUUAAUUAGUUAUUAAUUUUUAAUUAUUAUUAUUUUAGUUAUUGUUACAAUUAAAUUUAUUAGUUAUUAUUAAUAUGUUAUUAUUAGUUAAUUAAGUUUUGAAUUGAUAGUUUCAGCUAGUUUAGAAAAUGCCAUAUUUAAAUUGAUAUGGCAAUAAAAAUCAACUUUGUCUUAUUUGAAAGAGCUUUUAAAGUUAUAUAUGAAGACCCUUUACAACUUUUUCGUACCUUCUUGGUUUUCGACCAAAAACUGUGUGCAGUCCACCAUCUUGGUAUUAUAAUUGACCUAAUUAACUGAGUUUUUGAUGACGUCACAAGCAGGGUAAACUUGUUAAAACUUCUUCAUGUGGGACUAAAAUGUUUUCCUAGGCUAAAACUCAUCCCUGGCCGAAAUUAUUCUCAUGUAAUCGCUUGCUGUGUUUUAAUAGGAUUUUAUCCUUAGGCCAGGCUAAAAUUUCAGCCCAGGAAACCAGGCUGAAACUCAGGCCUGGCUAAAAACUCUCCAUGUAAUAAUUUUUAUCAUUUUAAGGUUACAGAACACCUUUGAGUGUUAAUUUUGCCUAAAAUUUUUUUUAUUGGUUUCAAUGAAAGCAUUAGACUAGUUCUACUAUCUGACCAAGUUUGAACGAAAAAUGUUGAAAACUCGCUGAGUUAUUUAAUAAAAUACAUUUCGCUACAAUAAGAAAAACAUUGAAAAUGUAAUAUUCAAAUUCAAUUUUCUCCCGAAACAUUUUACAGUAAUUACUGAUUUUCAAACGAGUUGUGCUCCUGCGGGUUUUAACCAAUUUUUCUCAAAUUUUCACAGGACAUAGCUAAACACGUCUGUUUCAAAACUGUGUUCGGCUUUUUUUAAUUUUGGAUAUUUUAAAAAUAAAAAGCAAUUCACUCAAACAAUUCAGAAAUAUUUUGCAGUCGUCAAAGAAAUCGCCAUAUCAGCGGAAUGACGAAAUAAACAAAAAUUUCCUAACACAAUUUUUUAGAACAACUAUUUUACUGUAUAAAAAUGAUAUUUUCAUAAAUAUAAGAGCACAACUCAAAAGCGUAACGGUACCGUGAUUUAAGAUUUUCCUGAAUAAUGCUUACAUUAUUUUAUUGUUUGUUAAUUUUACGACUUUACCAUAUGCAUAUUUUGCAUACACUGGAGAACAUUUGGUGAAAAUUUGAUGAAAAUCGGACUGAUAUUGAGCGCGCAGUAGCGAUUUUCCGCAAAACGCCAAAAAAGGUGUCCUGUAACCUUAAACGAAUUAUAAAAACGAACUAAUUUGUUCAAAGUGCAUUAAUUUUAUAACAGAUAUCUAUAGGGCUGUGAUAAAAGUCACGCUUACGACUUGCCUCUGAGGACAAGGAAACAACUCGUUCCUAUAUUAUCAUUAUGUUUGUUGUUGUUAAGUUUUAAAGGGGCUGCAGUAAUUGGCUUGCGCUGUUGCAGAUUCCCUGCCAUGUGCUAAUAAUUAAUAUUUGUACAAGGGCUAAGCUAUUAAAUAAAAAUAAAUAAAAAUAAAAAGUCUAUUUUACUAUAUGGUGACGGAUGCCUAUAUUUUGCCGGAUACCGGUAUCUGGCUCUGACACAUCCCUACUUAUUACUAACUCUGUUUCUUUAGGAACUUUUCAGAGGAUGCUUCUGCAAGUUUUACUAUGAUAACAAAUUCUAUCAAGGUUUUAAACCAAGGAAUAUCAACAAGACUAGACGAAAAUCUGAUCGAUGCAUGUGGAAAAGGGGAUCUUCACAAAGUACAUGAGAUCUUGGAAAAAGACUCGGAUAUCAUCAACAAAUUCAAUCAACGUAUUGGUCUCUUGUACACUCCAUUGCACAAAGCUGCACGUUGCGGUCAUGAUGAUAUCUCACAACUGUUGCUUAACUAUGGUGCCAGUGUGAACACGGUGGACAAAGGGGGUGAUACACCAUUGCACCUUGCUGCACGUGAGGGUCAUGCUGAUAUCUUAAAACUGUUUCUUAACCAUGGUGCCAGUGUGAACGCGGUAGACAAAGGGGGUGAUACACCAUUGCACAAAGCUGCACGUUGGGGUCAUGAUGAUAUCUUACAAUUGUUGCUUAACCAUGGUGCCAAUGUGAACUCAGGGAACAAGGGGGGUUAUACACCAUUUCACUACGCUGCAUUUCAGGGUCAUGAUGGUAUCUUAAAACUGUUGCUUAACCAUGGUGCCAAUGUGAACGCGGUGAACAAGGAGGGUUAUAUAUACACCAUUGCACUAUGCAAUAUAUCAGGUUCCUGAUAUCUUACAACUGUUGCUUAACCAUGGUGCCAAUGUGAAUACGGUGAACAAUUAUGAUGAUACACCAUUACAUGAAGCUGCACGUGGGGGUCGUUAUAAUAUCUUACAAUUGUUGCUUAACUAUGGUGCUAAUGUGAAUGCGGUGAACAAUGGUGGUUAUGCACCAUUGCACAAAGCUGCAUGUGAAGGUCAUGUGAAAUGCAUUAAGGUUUGUUUCUCUCGUGAGAUAAUCAAUGUUCAGCAGCCCAGUUAAUCCUCGCAAUUUUUGGUAGAAAUGCCGCUGAAAAUUGAAUAAACAAUAUCAGUUUUUUGCAGGGACGGUGGAACGAUAUGUGUGUGGGGGGCAGAAACGAAUUUUCAUAUUUUCGUUCGAGGGUGGUGGAUAAAUAUCUGGGGGGGGGGGGAGUUGCUGCUGGUUGCUUUGGCGGCAUCUGAGACCAUAAUGUUAGUAAUUUACAAAUUUAGUAGUAAGAAUAAUCAAAUAUGAAAAUAUCAAAUCAAAAUUGUUACAACUGUGGAUCUGCUGUUUUAAUUUAAUCCAUAGAGUGUAUUAUUUUGUCAUUUUGGUAGCUUGCAUUAUUUACAAGAAAUGUUGCAAAACAUCUUAAAACCUACAGUACGCAUGAGCAGACAUUUGUUUACAGACAAGAUUUCGAACGAUAUAGGGCUUCGUGUUUUAAUAGAAAUUGACAUGUGAGAUGUAAACAAACUUAGCAACUUACAGCAAUUUCCUAUUUAUAGACCAGAGUGCUUGGUAUUCAGGCAAAAAUUUUCAUAUUUUAUUUCGUCCUCAAUUCCCAUUGCAGCAGUUUCUAAGCUACAUACUUGAAAAUUUGAACUAUCCUUGGAUUCCUAGUUACAAUAAUUACUCGCUGGGGCACUCUGUGCCCUGGCGAGUAUAGGUUUCUGCACGCGUGGUGGAUGUCGGAUGUCAGAUGUCAGAUGUCAGAUUUCCGAUCGUCGUUGAUAGCCACAAAAUAGAAUAUUAAUGAGCUGCUUGAUCCUUUUCAAAAUGGCGGGGCCUUUCGUGGAGUGGGCGAAAUGUUUCAAACAAUUCCGGGCCCCAUUUCUUGAAAAUUUUGGCCGAAUUGUACCUGUUUUCUAUGGAUUUUGCUUUGUGUCUAACUCUGGACAUUCAUGCUAGUUUAUUUAAUGCGUUUUUCUUGGUGCACGACUCUGAAAAUCCGAAAUUUGGAUCGUUGAAUAAUUUCCCGUGCACGAUCAUAAUAUACCGAAUCUGAAUACAAAGGAGCCAAAGACAAUUUCAAGGUAAAAGGUUAUUUAUUAAAACUACGUUGUGCAGUUUAAAUUAUAACUACUUUUUGAGAAGCAUAUUGGUGUCAUAUCAAUAUAAAAUUUAUCGAACAACAGUCCGUGAAAACUGUCUGUAGACUCUGUAGUGUACUCAGUGCGAAACAUGAUAAUGUAUUUGUAAUGCCUCUUAUAAAUGGCGCAAUAAGGAUAAAAAUACCACCGUUCGAUUCAGCGUAAGAAAUUGUACUUACGGAUGUCAAAUGUAUUACUAAACAGCAGUAUUCUAGCGAUUUAUGGCCUUUGAAAAUCAAGCGAAAUUGUUUUGUUGACAUCAAAUCACUAUCACUCGCAGUACGUUUGUCCUUGACCUUGUAUUUGUAUUGCCUAAUUAAUGGCGCGAUAAGAAUAAAAAUACCACCGUUCGAUUCAGCGUAAGAAAUUGUACUUACGGAUGAGAAAUUGUACCUACGGAUGUCAAAUAUAUUACUAAACAACUGACAACAGCAUUCUAGCGAUUUAUGGCCUCUGACUUUGUCUUUGAAAGAGGGUCUGAAUGGGGUUAACUGACAACUGACAAACGGCCUUAAAAAUAACUGUUAACUGACAAAUAACGAUUUUUUUAACUGUUUACUGACAAGUAAAACUUUACUGUUAACUGACAAUUGAAGUUUGAUUGGACUUUUUUCCAUACUUCGGUGACUCUUUGAUCAGGAGCAAAUUAGAAAUCCGAAUAAAAGAUCGAAUUAAUCGCCAUAAAACACAUAAAAUUCGUGAAAGUCAGAAAAACGACUAAUUACCCAAACAGAAUUUGGCAAGUUAAUUAUUAACUGUGUUUAACUGACACGCCAAAAUAUUAACUGAUAGCUGACAAACAAGCUAAAUUUUAACUGACAACUGACAUGCACAACCCCCCAUUCAGACCCUCUUGAAAGCCAAGCGAAAUUGUAUUAUUUGUUGACAAAUCACUCAAAUUAUAAAAGAUGCAGUACGUUUGAUUCUUGAUAACUUUGGUAUCAUUGUUUUUUUCUUUUUCGGCCGUACACCAGUGGAUUCAUCUCACUUCUCUCUUCAUUUUCAGUGGCGGAAAUCUUGGUGGGUUGCACCCCUCCCCCCCCCCACCCUCACGGAAAAUUGACGAAUUUUCGGAAAUUUUGACCUAAAAGAGGGCUAAAAACAGUCUUUUCGGGUGCAAAUGGGGGGGGGGGUACGUCGGAAAUUUGAAAGUUUUGUUGGAAUUUUAGGAGGCUUUGAAUUCCCGCCACUGUUCAUUUUGAUAAUAUUUUAAGCCCAAAAGCCCCAAACUAUUUUAUUUUGAACGUUUUAAACUGGCGGCCAACAGAAGCAUGUAGCGUACAAUAAAAUAUAACUUUACUUGUGGGCAUAAACGCCGGAGGUUUCCCCUUAGCUCGGGGCCAGGCUUAAUUUGCACACCAGGCUUAAUAUACGCACGUAAAACUUUAAAUUUGUAAAAUAACCAAAUAAAUAAAGCAACAGAAUUUACUGCUCCGCAAGUUUUAGUAUGAAUUUGUUAACUUAUUUGUAAAAUAUUUAAAAAUAGAAGGAUUCAAAGUUUUACGUGCGUGUACGUGCGUACGAAAAACGCAACAGUGCCAGUGGAAAUUAGCCUUUAGAUCUUAACAGUAAUGUGCGUCAGUUGUGUAGCCCCCAGCGAGUUAACGCUCCACAGAGCGUCUUGUUAUAUUAUAGGGUGUAUAUUUUUACAAUUCGUUUUAAGUAUAAAGAUGGCAAACUUUUUUUGGGCGAGAAGGGCGUUGGUAAAAUAUAUAAUUUGGGGCGGCGCCAAAUGCCUCUGGGGGGUGCAAAACAUUUCUGGGGGAGAGUGCCCCCAGAAAAUCUGUGUUUGGGGGGGGGGGCAGAUUUUUAAAAUAGAUUCAUAAUUUGUAAUUUUUGCCUCAUGAACAUGUAAUGAUCUUUUUAAAUAUCUCGAAUAUUUCCCGAAUAUCAAAAAGGGCACCUUUGCCCCUCUUGGGAAAGGCAGUGUCCCUCCCCUGCACCCCCUCUUCAGCAUCUCCGGUUUUUUCUAAUGAUAUUUGCAGAGCUGCCAAUUCCAAUGGCCUCCUGGUUUUGGAGGCAGCUCAAGGUAUUUGAAAAUGGUUCAUGCCAGUUCAAAAAAUCGUUUCCCACAAUGAAUCGUAUCAUGCAUUUUUUCACAUAAAUUUAUUUUGGGGAGAGGGGCUUUUGAGCUGGGUCCCCCCUGCAACCUGUCGGCGGUACUGGGUAAUUACAUGAUGAUCAUGCUCCCCCCCCCAUUCUGGGCUUAGCAUCAUUGCUAUUUUUACUUCCAGGUUUUUGGGCAUCUAAAUUUGGCAGCCUCAGAUUUGUGAACUAGCCAGCCACUAGGUAAACAUUUGUUGUUGUUUUUUCAAUUAAUGAUAUCCUGUGUAAUUCAUGUUUAGGUGUUGUUGAAAAAUGGUGCAAACAUCAACGCGUUGGACGGAUUCAAUAGAACUCCGUAUCAAACUGCAAUGCAGUACAAACAUAAAGAAUCUGCCGAGUGUUUAAGAAAUGCAGGUAUUUAUAAAACUGUAAGAGCUUGUUGGUUAUGUGAACCAGGGGCGGAUCUACCAUUGGGGUGCUCACCCCCUUCCCUCUGCUGGUGUUCAGCACCCCCUUGAAAACUUUGGUAUUCCAUAUUUGAGUUGUGAAUACUACUUAUUAUACUGAAACGAUUGAUUUUCGAAUACGCGAGAAAAUAUUCAAGCACCAGUACGGCGGAUCACCAUAUAACGUAGCACUUUACUUAAUUUUUGCCCGAAAUACAAGUACUGUGAGGACAAAUUUAACGAAUAAACGUAGUGCUCAGAAUGCAGGAAUGUCAUUUCAGGGCUUCAAAUUUCAAAAAUUUUCUGGGGGGAGAAUGCCACCGGACCCCCUCUGGAAAACCUCCACCUCCUCUAACAAAUCAGGUCAGAUCCGCCCGUGAUUUUUGAACCUGGGAAGUAAACAAUUAAGCAUGUUGUGCAAUGAGACUUUAGCUGUUGUUUUUGUUUCUGCUUUUAUCCUGCUAAGAAUGGACAAUCAAUAGACGUGCAAUAAAGGUCUUUCAAUUUUAUGUGAAUUAAGCUAACUAAAGUCAAGUGUGUAACUAAAAUUUUUGGGUGAUGCAUUAUCUGUCUGAAAGCCAAUUUGCACUACACAACUUUUGCCCAAAGCCUGGUUUCGAUAUGGUCGUAACGGUCGUAAAGAUUGAGUCACGAUUUUUUUAAUAGCUGAAAUACAAUUGAAAAUAGGUAGAGUGAUAAUAUAUAGAGAAUAUGUAUGAUUUAAACAUGGUUUACAGGUAAAAACUAUUAUAGUCUGGCCGAUGAGAAAAAUCGCAACUUUAUCUUUUAUGACUGUUACAACCAUAUAUGGAAACCUGGCUUAAAACUGUUGCAUGCAACGUGCUUACAACUUGAGUUGUACUGUGUAAUUGGAGAUGUGUUUGGUAGCAUGAUCAGAUUAAAACAUAUCAAAUGCUCUUAUGAGAGAUGAGGCGAGUCAGCCCACAGUUUAUGGGAUAGUCUAAAUGGCUCGGGUCGCGAGUCAAUAGAAAUGGCGCGGGUUUAGCGAACACUAAAUGGCUCGGGUCGCGAGUCAAUAGAAAUGGCGCGGGUUUAGCGAACAUGGCGCGGGUAAUAAGUUCCGAGGCGCGAGUAAAAAGUUCCGAGGCGCGGGUAACAAGUUCCGAGGCGCGGGUAACAAGUUCCGAGAUCAAUUACGCGGCGCGGGUAACAAGUUCCGAGAUCAAUUACGCGGUACUUAUAUUCAAGAUGGCGACUAUUUUGACUAAAAAUUCUGCAAUUAUUCGAUCAAUUAUUCGGUCAAAUAUCGUCUCAUUCUGUGGAAACUCUGCGAGCUGCAAACUUAAACUAACAGACAUCAAUUAACUUAAGUAAAUCACGUUUCGAGGCGUUUUCGAUGCACAUUUUUAAACUCAAAGAGAGUGAACAGUUGGAAUAUUAUUAUAAAUACUAAUCUGUUAAUUAGCUAAGGUAAAAAGAUAAUUAAUCAAAAUUCUCUAUACAAAUAUUUUGGUUAGAAAACCCCCACAAUAUUCUAAGCAUUUUUUGCGGCUUAUACAUUAUAGUUAAUAUUUACUGUAUACCAGUAAUCAGUAUCAAAAUUUAAUUUAUGAAUUGCCUGAUUUUAUUCAUAUAAGACAUUUUUUUUAUUUAAUUAUAUGAUCAGUUUGACAUAUUUCUGAAUGCAUUUUAUAGCCUGGUCGUUGACGGGAUAGUCUAUAUGGCACGAGUCAGUAGAAGAUAUAGUCUAUCCCGUCAUUGAGACUACUAUACUAACCAAUUUUAAUAACAAAAUUAUUGGGGGGGGGGGGUGGUGGUGGCUCAAGCCCUCCCAGUCCCCCUGCUUCCGACGAUAUCUAAUAAAUUGAGUGUGAAAGUGCCUACCUGAAAUUUUUGUUAAACUAUUUAUCAUUGCAAAAAUGAUGGACUGCUCUGCCUUGCUAAAUUCCAUCAUUUUUGCAAUAUAAUAAUAGCAUGUACUUCGCCCCUGGUCAACGACAGGAUAGUCUAUAUCUUCUACUGACUCAGGCUAUAAAAUGCCUUCAAAAAUAUGUCAAACUGAUCAUAUAAUUAAAUCAAUAAAAAUGUCAUAUGUGAAUAAAAUCAGGCAACUCAUAAAAAAAAAUUGAUACUGAUUACUGGUAUACAGUGAUUAAGCCGUAAAAAAUGCUUAGAAUAUUGUGGGGGUUUUCUAACCAAAAUAUUUGUAUAGAGAAUUUAAAAAUAUACUGACAGUGACUCCGUCCAAAUAUUCCAACUGUUCACUCUCUUUGUGUUUAAAAAUAUGCAGAGUAAUUCCUCGAAACGUGAUUUAUUUAAGUUAAUUGAUGUCUGUUAGUUUAAGUUUGAAGCUCGCAGAGUUUCCACAGAAUGAGACGAUAUUUGAUCGAAUAAUUGACCAAAUAAUUGCAGAAUUUGUAGUCAAAAUAGUCGCCAUCUUGAAUAUAAGUACCGCGUAAUUGAUCUCGGAAAUUGUUACCCGCGCCUCGGAACUUGUUACCCGUGCCUCUGAACUUUUUACUCGCGCGUCGGGACUUAUUACCCGCGCCAUGUUCGCUGGACCCGCGCCAUUUUCGCUGGACCCGCGCCAUUUCUAUUGACUCGCGACCCACGCUAUCAGCUCGGCCGGGUACCUAAGCUGUUCUGAUUUAAGGGUGCCCAGGCUGGGAAAUUUUCCAUACAAACGCAAUAGCUCGGACUGACUCGUUUAGGUAGGCUAUCAUCCUCAAAAAGAGGGAAGAGCCUGGGAACGAGGUUGUUAGGCUAUAAGUAUUUUCCUCUUUUCAUAAGAAUAUUUCGAUCGUGUUUCAUUUUACAUAGUGCUGAAAUCCUGUUUUAACUUUUUGUCUUUAACUUUUUGUCAAGAAGUGGAAGAUUAUACCCGUGCAUAUUCGCAGGCUCUCCAAGAGGGUAAAGCCAAAAAUAAUCGAAUUCCGAUUAUGGUGGUCGGGCAAGACCGAGGAGGAAAGACGUCGCUGAUGAGACGUCUUUUAGGAUUACCAUUCAACAAAGAUCAACCCAGCACCACUGGUAUUGAAGUUGAUGUUAUCGAGCUAUCAGAGCAAAGUGCAGAAGAUCCCUGGAAAAAGAGAGAAGCGAAAGAGUUUAUGACCAGUGAAGGUGAGGCAAAGGCUGUGAUGCACAAAAAAACGGCCGAGUACUUUGAUAGACGAGUUCAGAUGACUUUUGAAGGGGAUGCGCCAAAGCUAGUGAAGCCAGUCAAUAGAAGAAAAUUAUUAAGAAGAGAAAUCUCCGACAUCAAAUCCCAGAGGUCCACUGAACACGACCAGAAAAAAGUUCUUCGGGUAUUUGUAAGUGACUUUGCUGGACAGUCAAUCUAUUACGAUACCCAUGGCUGCUUUGUGAAACCGCAUUGCCCUUAUGUUUUGGUUCACGACCUUUCUCUGGAGUUUGAUGAACCCGCCGCUCCCAAGUUUAAAGCAAGUGAUAAGGAGGAAGAGAUAGAGUUUGAAAAUCCUCAUUGUAAUACCAAUUUAGAUCAUUUUACAUCAUGGUUGAAGUUUCUGCAAGGUUUAGGAGAACGCCAAGAUCAACCAAAAUCUGGUCACUGUACCACUGCAAAAGGUGAGAACUUUAAACUGCCACCAGUUUUAAUAGCCUUAACUCACAGUGAUGAGGUGAAAGGCAACGACCGCAAAAUAGAUUGCGUAGAAAAGAGAAUCAAAAAGGUCUUGUCUGGAGGAACAUAUCAGAAUGUCGUCCCAGAGUUUUCGUGAUCGACAAUACAUUGAAAGGCGACGAAGGAGACUACGUGCGAAAGCUUCGUAGAAAGCUGUUUGACCUCUCGAAUGGAGUUCUUAACCAGGAGAUUUUAAUGCCUGUGAAGUGGCUAAAUUUUGAAGCUGCUCUAAGCCGGAAGCUAUCACGACAUCGCAAGUAUAUCCCAGUUGACGAAGCUAAGGAGAUAGCGGAGGCCUGUGGCGUUGGGGAGUUUAAUCAUGCUAUCAAAUUUCUACACCGCCUGGGUGUGGUUCUACACCACAGUGGAUCCAGUAAGGUUGUAUUGGAUCCUCCCUGGCUAAUGAAUCGCUUUACGAAAGUGAUCUCCAACCUGGCAAAUUGGAUGCCUUGUCCAGGCACGCUCUUGCUGUGUUCAAGCAGAAAGGUAUUUUGUUUCGAGAAUAUCUUCAGACGCUGGAAGACGCAGAACUUUUAGAAGAGCUUAUGAAUAAGUUUAAUAUGAUUUGUCCUUGCCAGUACGAUGAAAAGGAAGCCUUUUAUGUCCCUUCAGUUGUUCCAACUAUGAUAGUUGGUAAAGAGUUGGAAAAAGAGGGGUUAAAUGUUCCUUCGCUGUUUGUGACAUUUCCUCGCGAACUUGUACCGAUGAGCCUGUUUACGAAGCUUCAAGUGAAGUUAAUUUCUGAGUGGAAAACGCUCUUCCCAAACCAACAAGUCACGCCUUCCUUCUACUGCAACUACUCCUUGCUUCCGCUUAUGAUAGACGACUGCGUGUAUGACGUUCGUUUAAUUGAUUUCCACGAGUUCAUCAAGGUUGCCGUUUUUCCAAAACAGGAUGGAAACCAUUUCAAGUUUGCCAGUCAUUUCUUAGCCACCUUGGAAAAGUGCUUGGACGACCUUAAAUCUCCAGAUCAACUAUUAUUCAGCAUGACCAGCUAUGACCUCGGAGUGAAAUGUACCUGCUGCUUUGGUAAAGAAGAAAGAAGAUGUUCUCGUCAUCAUAAGACCCUGUGUGAUUCAGACCGUUGUGGGCACCAUCACUUCUGGAAGCUUAGUGACCUUCAGAGAUUCUGCAACGACAAAUCCCUUGCAAUUUGCCCCUCGGACGAACUCUCGUCCGAGGUGUUUGACAUAAAGAGUGUAAAAUAUUGGCUCAAUAAUGGUAAGUGGCUAAUGCUAAAGGUGUUUUUACUUUGCCAGUUUUUAAAUGUUUAUUUGACAUUUUUUAAUCAUUUAACAGUUAGACGAGUUGUCUAAUUAUUAAAUAUCAGUUGUAUAAUGUUUUUAGUAUUAUAGUGAUAUCUCCUUUUUUAAUCACCUCCAUUGCUGCGAUCUGAUUAGUUGAUAAUUUAAGUGCAAUUGAAAUUAUUGCCAGUUGCAAUUGAAUGCAAUUUGAGCAUUAAUUGCAGUGUUUUGUAGAUUGUAAUUGCACACCUUGUUUAGCCAGGAGAAACGAACCUAGUUCCUGGGGUUGACCAAUUAGCAAUUGUAUUCGAUUUAGGCUGUUUUUCCGAAUUGACUUUGCGAGCACCAUUGACAAAGAAUUUAAUAAAUGUAAUGAUUUAAAGCUUGUGACUUGACGGCUGCCAGGUAUAGUAAUAUCAAUCGUGUUUCCGCUCGCUACUCUGGUUUUGAUAAGUGAAUGCAAAGCCCAGUCGAACUGCAUUCACGCCCCAACGUCUCGACACUCCAGUCUAGUGUCUUCAAUCUUGACAAUGAGUGCUGUUUUGUUUUCUGUGUUGUUUUAUUAACUGAUACAUUGUUUUAUGUCGUACCUAAUUUAUUAAAAUUGUUUAUACCUGCACAUCUUUUUGCAAAGUUUAGCCGAACAGAAGCACGCCCUGAAAAUGUCUGAACACACCACUACAAAAAUGUGUAACCGCAAAACAGGCUACAAUUGAUAUUCAAAAAUUUCAAAACCAAUAUACACUGCACAUCACCCAAGGGAAAUUUGGGCAAAAUUUGACUUUGGCCCCCUCCUGAUUCCAUCUUCUAACACUACGAUUAGGAGGGUCCGGCAAUGUUUAAAAUCUGAGGUCCCAGAAAUGGUCAAAUCCUGAAUUCUGGAUGUGUGUUGUUAUAAACUCAAAUAUCGGUUUCACUAAAUUGUAUUUUUUUGACACGUACUAUACCGACUACAUACACAGUAUUAUUAAUCUAAGUCUAAAAUAGCGUUCUAAUUUUAUGGUUUUUUUACUUUAUUAACAUAACAAUAUACUAGAUAAUCUAACUAAUAAUACGCUGCAUAAUCAGCUACAUAACUUAGUAAGUUCCAACUGAAUGAGUUCUUAAUGAGUUCUUAAUGAGUUCUUAAUAUUAUAAAACGUUCAUAAUAUUCUCACAACAUUCCAUUUUUCCUCAACUUUGGAAUUGAUCCGGCGGAUAAACCUCGCGACCUCGGCGCGUCACGUAAAUCGGCUGUUUCCGAUCGUUAGUGCUGCUCUUGUGUGAAUUCAUCAAUUGAUCUGCUUCGUCACGAUUAAUCUGGUCUGGCAGGACGUCUCGCGUACUCUGAUCGAUUCUGCUCUGGUUGAGUAUGUUGUCUCGAAACGUUUCUUCUUCUCGUACUCUUUCUCGUUCUUCGACGUAAGAUCUCUCUCGUACAAUCUUGAAAUGUGACUUGUCUCGCAUAAAAACUUUCCCGUCAUCAAAUCACGGCGUUUCCACGUAUAUUGAUCACUUUAGGCUGUCACGGCGUUUCCACGUAUAUUGAUCACUUUACCAGGAAUCGGGCUAAGUAGAUCUGUCCGUUUGUUUUUCAUGAGAAUCUUGUCUCCAACAGCAAUUCUGGACUUUCUCACAUUUCUGCGCUUGUCGUGGUAUCUUUUCGACUUCAACUUAUACAAGGCAUCAUUUUGUCUAACUUCAGGGUGGUUAUCACGUUCGGGUGUUUCUGAGAUCUCUGGCAAUACUCCAAGUCGCAUUUUUCUCCCAAACAUGAGCUCGAAUGGACUUUUCCCUGUAGCUGGAUGCGGUGUGGCACGGUAAGCAUUUAACAUUCCUUCAAUGAGACAGCGAUAUUUCUUCCUUUCUUGUUUCGCAAUUCUUUCCAUCUUCUUCACGUUCUGCAUGAAUUUCUCAGCUUCACCGUUUCCUCUCGGAUAUCUGGGUUUCACCGGUUUGUGAACGAAUCCUCUCUCGCGAGCAUAUGCACUGAAUUCAUGUCCGUUAAAUGGAAGUCCUCGAUCUGAUUUCAGCUCCUUCACUGUACCAAAUGUUGAAAACCACGAAUCAAGGAUCGGUUUCACACACAAGAACGCUGUAGAUCUGCAGUAGCUUACAACAGGAUAACGGCUGUAAAGAUCAUAUCCGACCAGGGCGUAAGUUCCAUCUUUGAACGGUCCCUUGAAAUCCACAGAGAUUGUAUGCCAAGGACCUGGUGGCAAUGGUGUUGAUUGAAGAGGCUCAUCAUAGGUUCGAUCAUGAGUGACUUGACAGCUUUGGCAAUUCUGUACAGCUUCUUUACAGAGUUUAGCAAUUCCAGGAAACCAAAUCUUUUCUUGAAGAAGUUUCAGCGUGCGGGUCUCUCCCGAGUGCCCAAUCUUGUGUGCUUUCUCGACAAAUCUUCUUCGACUGCUCAAAGGCGGAAUUACUUUGUCCUUACACAGGAUGAUUUCUCCAACAACAGAUAAGUCGGACGCUACUCCGAGGAAUCUUGAAAUUCUUGGAUCUUUUCCAUGUUUCUUCCAGAGGUUUCUUUGAAUUACUUCUUUUAGGAAUUGGUAAUCAUUGUCGUCUUUUGCCAUUCUGGAAAGGUACUCGUUGUCUUCAGAGACAAAAAAGUUUGUAAUCCUUCUUCUAACUCGUUCACGGACUUCACCAUGGGAACAUCAGCAUAUCUCCUCGUCAGGUGUCUUGAUCCAUAAUCCGCGAUGUUCUCAGCUCCUUUCUGAUACUUGACCACAUAGUCUAAACCUUGAAUGGCGAGAAUUUGUCGCUCGAUACGCAGUGGUGCUCUUGAGGUUGGAUUGUUGAAGAGAUGUACAAGCGGCUUGCAAUCCGUGAAGAUUUCAAACUUUGGCGCUCCAACCAAGUACUUAUAAAGGGCGUCAGCACAAGCAAACUUGAUGGCAGCUGCUUCUAACUCAGCCUGUCCGUAUCUUGUCUCAACGUCAGUUAGGCUCGGUUGGCUACGUGACACAUUUUCUACUGUCCGUCGUCACCUUUCUGGCAUAAAAUAGUGCAUAGUCCUCCAGGAACGUUGCUCGAUUUCUCUGUUUUCUUUCCAGCAUCUACGUAGAUUCUUAUCGGUCUUUCGGGAACAAAGUAGGAAAGGGUUGUUUGCUCCGUCAAACUGCUCUUCAAGCUAUCGAAAGCUUCCUGUUCUAUAGGUCCCCAAUGGAAGGUUGAGGUUGACUUCGUUAGCUGUCGCAGCGGUGCGGCAAUCUGGGCAAAGCUGGUGAUAAAUCGAGACAUAUAUCCCACCAUCUGCAGAAAGCUUCUUACUCCUUCUUUUGAACUGGGUUCUCCACAUUCUUGCAACGCUUUCACUUUCGCCUUCGAUGGUUUGAUUCCUUCUCCCGUAAAUCUGACACCAUAGAACUCGACUUCCUCCUUUCCAAAUUCACAUUUCUCCAAUCUUAGUGUUAAUCCAUGGUUUUGCAGACGUGUUAGGACUAGGUCAAGUGUUCUGUUGUGCUCGUUUCGAUCUUUCCCACCAAUUAGACAAGUCGUCUCGAUUACUCUUUACGUGAGGAAUUCCCGCUAGAAUCUCAUUUAUUCGUCUGUCGAAUUCAUCUUGGCUGGUUAUCCAUCCCUGUGCAACCGUUUCGUGCUUCAAAUUUCCCCAGGGCGUGGUCACUACUAGGUAUUUCUUGAAAUCCUUGUCAACUUUCAUUUGGUGAUAGCCAUUGUUCAUAUCAAGAUUUGAAAACACUUUGCAGUCUCCAAACGUUGCCGACAAUUCGUCUACUCCUAGACCAGGUACGAUGCGGGUUCUCGAUGCUCCUUUGUUUGCCACUCGGAAGUCUGCAGUGAUGCGAACAUCAUCGUCUCCUUUUGGUGUGAUGACAAGUGGACUGGCAUAUGAAAUCGGUUCUCUUGGUUUAGUCCAAGUCAUUAUCCCUUCUUGAACAAAAUAAUCCAAUUUCUUCUUGGUUCUUUCUUCGAGAUGGUGUGGGACAGGUCUUGGAGGUUGUAUGACUGGUUUUGCAUCGGCAUUCAUCUCGAUAUAAGUGAGGAUUGGCUCUCCUGUUUCAGGAUUCUUUAAUGUCCCUAUACCUUGGAACAUCUUAUGUUUCUGCAGGAUCUUUCUGAGCUCUUCCUGUGGUACUUUAUCAUCAGGUUUACACUUUCCUUCUUUGUCAUCGCACUUUCUCGCGUCAACUCUCCUCACAAACUUUCCAUCAGCGCUGUAUUUAAUCAUACCAAGAUUCAUCAGUGUUCUUUCUGAUAAUAAUGGGAAUUCAUGAAUACCGUCCUCAAUAACGUAGAGAUCAGUGAGUGUUUCUGCGUUCUUGUUUGACAACUUUGCAUCUUUAAUUGUAGCUAUGACUUCCAGCUCUUCACCAUUCAGGGCGUAGAUCUUCUGUUUUGGUUUCUUUAUUUGUUUCUUGAUCUCAAGAUUUGCUUCAUGAAUUUUCUUGAAAUCUUUAACUGAGAUUAGGUCGACAUCAGCGCCGGUAUCUGGAUCAACGAUAAUCUUGGUUCCACAGAUGUAAACAGGUAACAAAAUGUUGCUAGUAUUUUGUCCUUUUACUGCCCGUAUGCCCGAUUUCUCGCUCACACAUUUGUAAGACUCAGGAUCGGAAUCAGAAGAGUCGACAGAAUCUUGUUGGAAAUCAUUCAUCACAGAACCACCAUGCAAGCCAGCAGCUUUUACUUGCUUCGAUCUGCUGUCGGGUUUUCUUGAGAAACACUGUGCACGGAAAUGACCAAUCUUUCGACAAUUGAAACAUUCUUUUUCAGCAGCUGGGCAUGUAGAAUGUGAUUUGUCACGACCACACUUCGUGCAUGUUUUGUUAUCUUUCACGUCGCUGACGAAUUUUCUCGGGUUUUCGCGAUUUCUAAACGAGUACAGCUUUUGCGAUUUUUCUCUCGAGAAUCUUUUAUCAGCUACUCUUCGUAUUUCGAGUGAUUCUUUCUUAAUUUCCAUUUUCAUUUCGUUUCUUUGUGCUUCGACGUCUUGCUUUGUAGUCACAUACUUUAAGAAGUCUUCGAGUGUCCAGUUGUCUUCCAACGCUUUCGCUUGAAGGCUUUCGUCUUUGCACGUUAAUAUCAAACGGUCUAAAAUCAUUUCUUCGUCGUAUCCGUGAAAGUCACACUCUUUAGCGAGUCGUCGAAGUUCGAGUUCGUAUUGAGCAAUGGAUUGAUUCGAUUGUCGAACGGCUUUGUUAAAUCUAAGGCAGCGUUUACACUGUACCGUUUUCGUAGCGUUCUCGUAUUGUUCUUAAUCCUCAAGGGAACGCGAGACAAUAGUCUAGUUCUCUCGAACAAUACGAGAACGCUACGAAAACGGUACAGUGCAAACGCUGCCUAAACCUCGCGUGCAAUCUCGUGUUUUUCGCCACGUAUACAUGCUCAAUUUUCGCUAUAAGCUUCUUGUAUUCGUCCAAGUCGUCUUCUGGUUCAGCUCCGUUCUCGUCUAUCGAAAGGAUUUUGUCGCCACCAUGAACUAACAACGCUGCUUUCAUAUCGUCUGGCUUUACGAUGUCGAAAUAUUUCAUUUGAAUCUCGAGUCUUCGUCUCCACAAUUUCCAUUUGCAUGUGGUUUCUAAUAUGUCUUCGUCUGGCUCGAAUUCUUCGAUUUUUAACGCCUUUCUCAAUUUAGGAGGCAUACUAACUUUGUUUAUUCCUCGUCGCCAAUGUUAUAAACUCAAAUAUCGGUUUCACUAAAUUGUAUUUUUUGACACGUACUAUACCGACUACAUACACAGUAUUAUUAAUCUAAGUCUAAAAUAGCGUUUUAUUUACUUUAUUAACAUAACAAUAUACUAGAUAAUCUAACUAAUAAUACGCUACAUAAUCAGCUACAUAACUUAGUAAGUUCCAACUGAAUGAGUUCUUAAUGAGUUCUUAAUGAGUUCUUAAUAUUAUAAAACGUUCAUAAUAUUCUCACAACAUCUGUUGACAGUUAUCUAUAUUUAUAUUUUUCUGUACUUUUUUAUUCCCCCCCCCUCCCCCCUUUAACUUGUGCUCCAGGGAAAAUUGCCCCCUCCACCCCUCUGGGCGGCCUUGACUGCACCUGCAGUUACGACUAUCUAUGACAGCAUAGUUUCAUAAUCACACGCUUGCACUAAAGAAAUAUUUUCGUCUUGGUAAAUGAGAGGCGGCUUAGGCGUGACAAACCUUUAGAGGAGUUCCAGGGGCAUGCACCCACAGAUAACGUUGUAAUCUAGGCUCUCUAAAAGGGCAUUCUCGUGGUGAAAGCAAUAUUUUACUCAUUCUCUAUACCCUUAUUUAUAAAGUAUUUUUUGCACUACUCGAAAUAGAAUGCAUAUCUUAAUUCACGCAACCUUAUAUUCCCUAUGUAUAAUUGUUUCAUCCGUUUUUUCAAGUGUCCGAUGCAGCUACGAUGGCAAUAGACAGCUCGAAGUUUGGAAGGACAAAUGAAACCUCAAGUGAAGCUUCAAGCUCAGGUAAUUGUUUGGUUACGGUUAGAUUUUGACUAUACAUUAGUUUGCAAUUUACGUUUCCGUGAAAAGAAAUAUUUUCGUUUUGACAAAUGAGAGGCGGCUUAGCCUUAGGCGAGGCAUGCACCCAGAACAUUUUGCAAUCUAGGCUUUUUCAAAGGGCAUUUCCUUCAAUAUGCGGGGACAAUCUAUAGAAUUCUGAAAAUUAUACACUAAUUACAAAAUGUUAAGUAUCAUUCACUCCAUUUUCCAAGUACAUGAAGAGAUCUUAAUGCGAACUUUCACGUGUCUUUCAAGUAUUUUUCUGCUCAUUGCCUCAUUUCUUGUCAAUUAACAACUUAUCACAGCAAUAUCACUGCACAUUUUGCUUUUAUCACUGCACAAAGUGGUUAUCACUGCAAGCACACUAAAAUUAGGUAUGUUUUAUAUUCUCGUGGUGAAAGCAAUAUUUUCCUUAUUUGCUACGCUUAUUCAUAAAGUAUUAUUUGCACUACUCGAAAUAGAAUGCAUAUAUAUAUAGUAAUUCACUCAGCCUUAUAUCUCCUAUAUGUUUAAUUGUUUCAAGCACCCGAUGCAGCUAGGGUAGAAGACAGCUCGAAGUUUGGAAGGCCAAAUGAAACCUCAAGUGAAGCGUCAAGCUCAGGUAAUUGUUUGGAUACAGUUAGACUUUAUUAUACAUUAGUUUCCAAUUGACCAUUUGCGUAACAGACCAAAUUUUGAACUAAACAAGUCUAGACAAAAAUUUCAUCACAGCUUGAAAGAGCAUCACAAAAUUAGUAACAUUCCAAAGUUUCGUUUGCGAAAUGUUGAAAAAUGCGGAAAAUAUAGCCUUGCAAAAUUUGCAAUUUUCAGUCAUUUUAGAUUACAAACGGGAAAUUGACAGCCCCAAACCCUUCGCGGCUGUCAAUUUCCGGUUUGUAAUCUAAAAUGACUGAAAAUUGCAAAUUUCGCAAGGCUAUAUUUUCCGCAUUUUUCAACAUUUUGCAACAAAACUUUGGAAUAUUACUAAUUUUGUGAUGCUCUUUCAAGCUGUAAUGAAAUUUUCGUUGAGAUCAAGAUUUAGUCUAUUACGCAAAUGGUCAAUUUACGUUUCCGAUUUUAGAAGACCAUAUAUUUCUGUGCACACUUUGUAAGUACCGAGUGUGUUUUUAUCAGAUUUUUUUGCAGCAUUUUUAUUGAAUGUAAUUCAUAAAAGCUGGUAGUACGUAAGCUUAGUUUUGAACGUGGAAAAGAAAUGUUCUUUUGUACGGGAUUUUAAGCUGUUGCGUUAUUUCUAUGGCUCUUUAAAGAGGCAUCGAGGGAACCGAUGAGUUGGCCUGUUCUUGAUUGCAGUCCAUAGGAAUUUUUAGUCAUAUUAAGCAUUGAAGAUAAUUUUUCCUUAUGUAUCUAAGUUUUGUAGGCAUGUUUUUUGUUGUAAUAUGGAAUUUUAAAUUAUUUACAGGUUUUCAAUCGACAGGAGACUCCUAUCCCAACGGAUCUGUGCCCGGUAUAUUGACAGUUAAAAUAAUAAUCAUUACUAUUAUUACCUCCGCCAGGAAGUUAUGUUUUCAUCUGCGUUUAUACAUAGUCUGUCAAAAAUUUGAUGGUUUAGCUGGUAGGCCGGCAAACUUCAUAGCCACAAAAUCGAAGACCUUUGGGUGAUGUUGAACUGUGCCUCGCCGUGCACAAAUCCUGUGUCUCAACUUCAUUAAAUAUUAUUCAUCGUGGUUACACGUUUCAUCUCAGCUAUCCCUAUUGGACGAUUACUUCAUUAUACGAAAAUACAAUGAACUCAAUCACCGUGACCGUGCACAAAUUAACAUAAACUCCGACAAAAACAUAAUACAAUGACUUCUGUUCAGUUUCCAGACAUCAUAUCUGAUAGACUAGGGUUUGCAUGUUUGUGUGUCUGUCUCAUCCUCAUCGUGGACGAAUUAAACGUCUUGUGCUAAGUGCGACUAAUAUAAAUACGGGAUGAACGGAAAUAAGACGGCGAACCACUGAGCUAUAAUAUUAUUUAUUAUAAUAUUGCCUUUAACUAAAUACCUCGGGGUUUUCCUAUUGGUUUGUUGUCUUUCGCGGGUGAGAAUUACGUGCAUGACUUUUCAAUCUUUGUACAAAUGGUCAAAAGUCGAAAAAAUAUUAAAAACAGCGACAAUUUAUUGCAAAAACGUCAAAAAGCAAAAAAAUAUAUUUUUGCUAAAACCAGGGGGUUGAAAAUUGUAGCGGGUUCAGAAUUGAGCCUGGUCAGUGGUAAUUCCAUGAGCUGGAGGAACCAGUUGUCUUGGAAAUGGCGUCAUAUGGCGCGAAAAUCCGCCAUGGUUUUGCGGUCACUUUUUAUGCCGAGCACUUCCUCCGAUAAUAGUAUAGCUCGGUGGAACAGUUGGGUAAUUUGUCGACGCUGACCGAAAUAGCAGGCUCAUUUCUUCUUGAGUUGCCUUUUUCGCGAAGGCACAAAUGAGAACAACGAACCUAACUUCGAAGAACUUGAAUUAACCCUAUCUGAGAUAGAAGUUUUCUUCGCAUUACGAGCUUUAGGCCCAGACAAAGCACUUGGACCAGAUGGUAUUCCCAGUGUCCCAGCAGAUUUGGACCCCUCUCAAAAUGCCCCCCCCCGGCCCCCCUCCCAGUCCAAAUCCGCUAACGAACAUGGACCGGGGAGUCCAUGUCCGGUAGUGAAUAUGGGCUUGUGGUAGUCUUUAUUCGCUAGCGGAUUUGGACUCCCCUCGCCGUAUUUUAUCAUUGCAUCGUAUUGUAUUUUGAAUAUUGUAUCAAAGCAUUUUAAAUUGUCAUAAAUCUCUGAUGCUUAAUUGCUCAAAUAAAAACGGAAAAUGAAAAUAUAUUUCAAAUUAUUUUUGCUUUAACAUACCCAUAACAAAGUGAUGCAUUCCAUUCAACCCUAAAUUUUUAUAAAAUUAGCAUCUCAUCUCAAAAUGGACUCCCCGCCCCCCCCCAGCCCAAAUCCGCUAACGAAUAUGGACCGUGGAGUCCAUGUCCGUUAGUGAAUAUGGACUUAUGGGAGUCUUUAUUCGCUAGCGGAUUUGGACUCCCCUCGCCGUAUAUAACGUCAUAACGUCAAUAACUUGUUUUCGUCAUUAAGUAAAUUCCAAGAUAGUUGAACCAUGCCAUUAUAAUUCAUAAAAGCUGGUAGUGCCUAAGCUUUAGUCUUGAACGUGGAAAACAAAGUAACAAAUGUUCUUUUGUACGGGACUUUAAUUUUAAGUUGUUGCGUUAUUUCUAUGGCUCUUGAAAGCUAGAGGUAUCGAUGGAACCGAUCAGUUUGCCUGUCUCCAUUGCAGUCGAUAGAAAUUUUUAGUUAUAAGCGUUGUAGAUAAUUUUUUCCCCAUGUAUAUAGGUUUUUUUAAGCAUGCAUGUUUUGGUUGUAAUAUGUAGUUUUAAAUUAUUCACAGGUUCUCAAGCGACAGGAAAGUCCUAUCUCAAACGAUUUAUGAACGGUAUGAAUCAGUUAAUAUAAUAACCACUAUCUAAUCACUAUUAUGACCUCCGCCAGGAAGUUGUAUUUUUAUUUGCGUUUGUAUAUGUGUGUACAAUGUCUUAUUUUCAUCCUCGUUCUCAUCCUUAUUGUGAUUUUUAGUGUUGUCGUUCACCAUAUCGUUGUUCUUAUUCUCUUUGUUAUUUUUGACUUUUCAUCCAGGGUGCGAUAAUUCGUACCUGACUGCUGCUCUAAAGCUACGUUUACACACAGCGAUUAAUCGGGAGGAUUUCAGGUUUUGCCAAAUGUUAAUGACACUGAGUAAAUACAUAUACAGAGCUGUAACUGACCGUCGUAAACACUGCGCAAGCUUACAUUUUCAUGUACACACUUUUUUUCAGGCGACCGGGCAAAAAAUGAUCAACUGCGCGUGCUCAGCAAGUUCCGCGAGCCGUUAAAGUGAGUCGUCAUCAGGUCGUCAUCCAAUCAGAUGCAUGCAUCUAGUAACUUGCCGAGCACGCGCACAAAAAAAGUGGGUACACUAGUUAUAACUUUGUAUUUGUAUCUACUCUGUGUUAAUGACUUAAGGUGAUUCAUCAGUAAUUGUUCUGGAAAUGAGAAUUUGCAGACCGUUUAUGAUAUGCUCAUAAUAAAAACAGAAAAAAAGUUAGGGUCACCGAACUCGUUUUGAAGAUAUGACAAGUGCAAUAUGCCACCUUUCCCCAGUAUGGCGCCGUCUUGACGCUUCCAGGAAGUAUAGCGCCGUCUUGACGCUUCCAGGUACGAGUUACAGGAACAUUCGCAAUUGCGCAACAGUUACUGAAUUUUUUAACAAGGAUCCUAUUAAAAAUGCUUAUCUAGUGAUUAUUUUCCGAGUGGGAAAAAAAGUACGACUGUUUGAUUUACUAUAACUUACAAAGUAAAAGAGCUAUUACACUUGGAUAAGUCACCAUAUAUUCCACGAUGUUUAACUUAAAUUUUGAUAUAUGUCUUGUACCUUUUCAUGCAAUAUUGACUGAAAUAACUGUGUUUAAUCUUAAGCAAACAUUUUUGGAACCGCCGAGAAUUAUAUGAAAAGGCCCUAUUAAAACCAAUUGAAUAACCGUUACCAUUUUCUUGCGAUUAUUGUUUCAAUUAGUGGGUUGGUUUGACGAGGUCAGUUGUUCUUGGCCCACACUUUGUUGAAAGAAAUCUCGACACGAGAGAGUACCUCCGAAUCAUACGUUACAACGUUGUACAGAGAGACUUUCGUGUUAAUAUCGAUAGGGAUGACAUGUGGUAGCAGCAAGAUGAAGCUCCUUCCCAAACCAACAAUGCAAUACCUUCGGAAACAAUUCCCUGGCGGAGUUAUGAGUAAUGGUGACGACUGGCUUUGGCCACAUCGCUCUCCUGAUCCAACAGUAUACGCGAUUUUUUUUUGUGGGGGGGGGGGUGGUGGGGGGCUAUUUGAAACAUAAAAUGUGGAAUGUGCCACAUGAUCAGCAACGACACAAUUUGAGUAUAUAUUAAUAUUUAAUAAGCCAUUUUUAGCCAAUUUCGUCAGUUCCAAAAAUGAUUUACUCCUGUUUAAAUGCAUGUAUCUUCGUCAAUAUGGCAUAGAAAUGUGCAUGGCAUAUAUCAAAAUGUAAGUUGGAUAUCGCUGAAUGCCACUAAACUUGUUUUAGUGUUAUUGCUUUUUUAGUUUUGCUUUAGCAGCAUUUCAAACAGUCGUACUUUUUUUUUGCCUCGCCCGGUACAAGAAAACAUACUGUAGUAUUUUAGCGAGUCAACAACCAUUGACGUGCAUUGUCGUGGUGCAAACAUGUCUUUUCCCAUCUUUUCAGACAUGUUAUUAUGCGCGAAAAGUGCAAAAUAGAGUAAAUAAGAACCUGUUCAGGUUAGAAUUUCAAAAUAGAUUCUUAUAUUAUCAAAUAGAGUCAAAAUUAAGUCAUAACUUACAAUCAGUGUAGCGUUAAAGUGCAUAUAGGGUUGGAAUGGCAUAUCCACUGUCAUUUUUUAGAUCAUUUGUGCCUAAUUUAUAUGAGGGUUUGAAUGGGGGGUUGUGCAUGUCAGUUGUCAGUUAAAAUUUAGCUUGUUUGUCAGCUAUCAGUUAAUAUUUUGGCGUGUCAGUUAAACACAGUUAAUAAUUAACUUGCCAAAUUCUGUUUGGGUAAUUAGUCGUUUUUCUGACUUUCACGAAUUUUAUGUGUUUUAUGGCGAUUAAUUCGAUCUUUUAUUCAGAUUUCUAAUUUGCUCCUGAUCAAAGAGUCACCGAAGUAUGGAAAAAAGUUCAAUCAAACUUCAAUUGUCAGUUAACAGUAAAGUUUUACUUGUCAGUAAACAGUUAAAAAAAUCGUUAUUUGUCAGUUAACAGUUCAACCUUGCAUCAACUUUUGAAAUUUUAGGUGACGGUAAACUGAUACCACCGAAGUAUGGAAAAAAGUCCAAUCAAACUUCAAUUGUCAGUUAACAGUAAAGUUUUACUUGUCAGUAAACAGUUAAAAAAAUCGUUAUUUGUCAGUUAACAGUUCAACCUUGCAUUAACUUUUGAAAUUUUAGGUGACGGUAAACUGAUACCUUAAUUCCAUCGGCCUUAUGCAAAUUCAACUCUUGUAUAAUGACUAAAAGUUGGUUUGUAGAGGGACAACUUAUACAAAAGAUAUGAAUACAUUAGCUUCAAACUAGGGACAAGUUCAUGGACAAUGGACAUCCCUAAUAUAUGGACAUUGAUAUUUCACCAAUAUGUAAAUAUGACUAUUAAAUAUAUAAAAGGAUUGCUGUUGUAUUACUUGUAUAUGUAUAUGUACAAGUGUUGUGCUGUGGUAUCUAUGGACUAGAAUUUCUGAGGGGGUUGAAAAAGCCGUUUCUGAGGGGUUGUGUGCAUCGGCAUCCUUUGAUCUUUGCAUUUUUUCUGAGGGAUAAGGCAAAAAUUUCUUAAUUUCUGGGGGGGGGGGGCACUUUGAUCUUUUGUCUUAGGGGUUCAAAUUUUAUUGAACUCGUCCAUAGGGGGUGUAUACAUUAAUGGAAUGGCCCAAUGCACCCAGAUGCACCCUACUUUGUUAGUUUACUCUGUCUAACGCCAGACAAUUUUACUCGUCAGGUGGAGGGUGCAUGGCGCCACUCAAUGGGUUAACAUAGUCGAUGAACAUGCCAAAUGAUCCUUGACCGUGGUAGUACAUUUUUGCACUUGCUGGAUGAUAUUGCAACCAAACAUUGUUUCAGAGGAAGAGCCCUGAGAUCAUGCUGUGUAGCAAUUGGAAUCUCGCAUAGAGCCUGCUCUCACAUAAAGCAGGCAAGACCUUCACUCAGAAGCCAGUCCUGAUUAAUAUUAAUUCCCCACAUAAACACUUGGAAACCAGACUGUCCCAUCUGCCAUAUGCAGGACAAAAAAACAUGCAGCCUGGACUUUAACUGUUAAACAACCAAAUCAGCAUGAUAAACAGUGUGAUGAUUUUUGUUUAGCCCAAACCAAAGCCAGGUUUCUAGAAUUAAUUUGCAGAAUCCUAAGAAUUGGACCUCCAACAUGAAGAGCUAGCUGUGCUAACCAAGUUGCAUGGGCAACCCUGAAUUGACGUGACUAGAGCAAACCUUCAAAAAAUAAUAGAGAGAUCAGAUUUGACUUCCACUACUGCUAUUGCUAUCAUUAACUAUUAACCAGAUAAGUUUCAUUUAUCCAAUCACACAAUCGGAUGCAACUGCCAGAUCAAGUAGUGGUAGUGGAAGUCGAAUUUGAACCUUUCUAUAUGGAUUUCAGAGAGACCAGUCAUUAUUUGCUGAUAUAUUAUUAUAAAUUGUAUAAUCAAAAGCCACUAUAUAUUCAUUUAUGAUAUUAAAAAUUUAUAUAAUUUUAUCUAUAAAGUGAGAAUAAUUUUUAAAAAAUAUUCAUUAUAUAAAAUGAUUCAUGCAUGCUGGUGAUUGAAUAAACCAUGAAGUGUGCAUUCUGAAUCUCUACAAAUUCCUUGACAUUAUUUUUCCAGUACAGUGUAAAACUAUAUAUAUAAAUGUGACACAGGUUGCAGGUAUUAGGUUGCAUGUCCAUCAGUGUGCUGAAAUACCAUCCAGUGACCCAGUCUUGUUCAUUGUUACUUGCAUCUUGCUUAAUUCAACUGUUUUUGCCCCAUUUCUUGUACCCAUAAAGUUCUUUUCAAUAAUCUAGAAAACUUCAAAAUCAUUCAGUAAAUUUAAUUUUAAAAUUGGGUGAAAGGUAAGGGGUCAAUAAUAGAUGAAGAAAUCAUUUCUUAUUGUUCAUACAUAUGGCCCCCAUCUCUGUCAGGUAUUAGAGUAGAAAUUUAUUGAAGCCUGAAGUUAGAAAAUAAAUAUGGCAACAAGGUUACAUGCCAUACUGCAGAGUUAGGCAAUUUUUUUAAAGAUCUCAAGGGCACAAAAGGUAUAAAUAUAGAUUGUAGGGGCAAGGGAACAAAAUAAUGAAAUUUUGAGAUUCGGGGGCAGGUUUUACAAUGUGGUGCUAAAACUUUUCCCUAAAAAAUCCGUGACCAGCUGGAGUACUGGCUGAUGUUUGACUAUUGAAAUAUCCUUGCAGGUUAGGUUCAUCAGAUUUUAGCUUUGUCAACCUGGCCACUCUGUUAUUACAGUAAUGGCUCAUUUAAAUAAUUUCAGGUCAUUACUGUAAAUGUAAAUACAAAGUAUUUGAAGUUAAUACUGCUGUAAAAUGUAGUUUAAUAAUAUUGUAUUAAAGUGUAAAUACGUUUCUAAAGUCUGGCCACGUGUUUCUCAAUAUUCACAAUAUUUAACUACAAUUGUACAAAUUCAGCUAACUAUAUUAACAUACUGUAUAAAAUAUAUUACAGUAAAUAGCCUUCGAAAUAUAUAUUUCAUAGAGCUAGACAGUGUAUAAACAAAUAAUGGGAAUCUGCUAAAUAAUUUGUAACAAUGAAAUACUUCUAAACAUUUUCAAAUUCAUAUAUACUGUACCUUUUUAUACUUGAUGGAAAUCAUCACAAAUAGUAUGUACGAGAUUGGCUCCAUUUUCACUGCUUCGAAAUUCGAAACAUCGCCUCCUCGGCGAUUUACAUGAUACGAUAUAAAAGAAGAUUGAUGUACAUUCGACGUAACAUAUUAAGAAGAAAGAUUACAACAAAAAAUAAAAAAAUAUAAAUAAUCCGCGGCAAUUCAAGAUCCAUUCGUGAACUUUUCGUCGCCCCCUGUCUUUAUUUCCACAAAGCCCGCUCGCAGGCUAAUACUCCAAGAAUCUUGGAGUAUUUGCCUGACACGUGACCAGCGUUUACCAGGGCUAUGUCGCCGCCUUCAAUUCGCGACUAGUCCUGGGUACGAGGUUGUUUUCCGAUAUGACAUGUAAAACGUGUUACGAGGCUUUAUUUAGGUAGUGAAUCGUUACAGGUUUAUCUUUUAUUACGGUUCUAAUUGUUCAUUCAUUCUUCUUCAUUCUGAGUUUCGUUCUUCUGCUUUUAUUCUGAGUUCUGCUUGACUUUGCAUGCACUGCUAGUUCUGCAUACCCAUGCAGCUAGUUGAGCUAGCCACCUCCUUGUAUACUGGAACCUUGCUCAUGUGACUACAAAAGUGGGGUGAUUCAAGUCCAACCAUGCAAUCAGCACCGAGGUGGUGUACUUUCGAACUCUCGUACCAUCACUCUAUCUUUGUUUAUUCAAGGCGUUGUCGAUUAUAGCCAUUAUAUGCUCGGUUUAUCAAAUUUAAGAAUGUUCAUAACUGAACUAACUUAGACUUAUCUUAUAGGAAAAUGUUCAAACUAUAAGCAUAUAAACCUUAUUUUACGAAUUUACUUAUUUAUUAAAGGGAACUUAUCGAAGUACGCUUUUGAUGACGUAAUAUUUUAAUUGAAUGACCGAGUGUUAUCUUGCUUGGGAUGACUCAUUUGAAAGGUCAAUGUUCAUGAGACCACGUGAAAGGUCAAUGUUCAUGAGACCUCAGGCAGCUGCUCUUUUUAAACAAAUCUGCCCACAAGAUAAACUUUAGGGAACAGGUCAAUCACAACAUGACUUCUUCACAUACACAACGGCAGCUAGUCUAACAAACUGUCAUAGCCCAAUGGAAGAAAUAACAAAUGUUUUCCGAAGAACCGAAAUAUAUUUACUUUCCUUUGAUUUGUGGCAAAAUAUCCAUUAUCUCCUCUCAUUAUGCUUAGAAUGAUAUUUGCUUGCACGAACAUUUUACCUGCUCUCAAGCAAACAUAUUAUGUUAUUUUAUUUUUAAACUAAAAUUUUAUGUAUGAGAGUGCUCCUUAACAAACGUAUAGAAGAACAAAAAUGUAAAAUGAGAAAGUGGGGCCACGGACCUUCUUAAAGAGAUGCAAGGGUUAAACAUGCAACAUGAUGUGGUUCAGAAUGCUAGUUGAACAGGAGCCAUAGCCAGAGUUCUGUUAUUUUUGAAGGAAUAUUUCCUAAAGCACGCCUAAUCAAUGCAGAGUGUUUUUCUCUUUGCCCUUCCUCUUUAUUUAUCACUUUGCAUUGUAGUUUGACUACAUAUCUUAGCUAGAAUUUGUUAUUAGAUAUGCGCAGUAAAAGUGCGCAAUGCAAAACUGAUGAAUCACCUUAAGACUCCAGGUGUACUUAGUAUUAAAAUGAAGUACAUACAGAUUUUUGAAAGGUUUCAUUCAGUAACCUCUGAAACUACAAGUUCGAACAAGGAGAACAAUUGCAUAGUUACACAAACAUACAGUUGACGCCAACAUACAUGCAUGAGAUACUUAUGACGUAUCAUUUAUGUACGUAUCUCAAGCGGAUUGAAAAUCACCCCAGAAAAGUCAAUUACACAUUAUAGUAGUGGUAAGCAACAUUAUUUCUCAAUUUAAUACAAUAUUUUAGCAUUUUUUGACAAUAUAUAUUCUGUCAUAGUAUAAGCUAAUAUAAAAAUAUAAAUAUACCCCCAACCACAUGUGAGCUUUGGAUGCCUGUGAAUAGAAAGCAGGGGUGGAAAAAUUUUUUUUCUUUCUGGGAACCUGGGUCAAAGGUUAGAAAUUUUCUGUAAAAUUUGUAAUGUUACAAUUACAAAAAUAACAAAACAAAUGCAUAAUUAUUGUAUUAUUUGUACUUUAGUAAUAUGGGCUUUAGGCUGGUUUUCGUACGCUUGUACAUCACAAUAGUUGUUUGUUAUAUACCACAGUUAUAAGUUAUGACCAACUAGUAAGAAUCUUGAUUUUUUCUGUGUUGGUGUUAUGUAAUAAGGUGAAUAUGAUGUUUGUGAUGUUACUCUGAGUGUAUAUCCACACCAGGCAAACUUGAAAAAUAUGCCUGGCCAUGGUGGGAAUCAAACUUAUAUGACCUUUGGAAUACUAGAUUACAUUGAUGUCAAAGGAACUAAACUCAGUUCCGAAAUAUCACAUAUUCGAACCGACCUGAUCGCGUAGCUCAGCUGGCAGAGCAUUGGGCUAGUAUUCCAAAGGUCGUAGGUUCGAUUCCCACCGUGGCCAGGCAUAUUUUUCAAGCUUGCCCGGUGUGGAUACACACUCAGAAUAACAUCACAAACAUCAUAGUAAGGAUCUAACGCUUAACUAAGUGUCCUAUCAUCUUAUUUAUUCCAUCACUUUUAUUUGUUUACUAUUUAAUUUGCAUUUUAUUGGAGACUUUGCAGAGCAUAUAUUUACCAUUUUACCAGUCAUUGUGAUGACAGGGGUGGGUAAAAGAAUUAAUUUCUGUCAAAUAUUUAAAAGCUGCUGAUGUUAGCGUGUACAGUGUAAAUAAAGUAGAAUAGUUGUAACUUGUAAGUUGAGUAAUCAGGGUUAUCUCAAAAUGUUGAAAUAUUUUCUGGAAAAUUUUCUGCAAAGCUCUCAACUCAAAAAAAUUUCUGGGAACUAGGUUCCCAGGUUCCGAUACUUUUUCCACCCCUGAUAGAAAGUAUGGAAUGUUAAAGUUUUUGCAAUGGGUAUUACAAACUUAAGUUGUCAUUUGUUUCGCCUCUGGUUAUUCCGGCUCUUGCAAUAGUUGGUCAACUACACGUGCCACCAUGUAGGUGUGUUUAUUAAGAGGCAAUGGCCUAAGGGCAAAUUUGAAAAUCUUGAAGUUUUCUUGAAUGUUUCGCUGUUUGUCUAGCUUUGGAAACAGUUCUCACGAAGCAAACAUAUUUCCCAAUAAAUUCAGAAACACAUUUUGUUUCUCCAUGUGAUUUGUUUAACGGAAACAACUGUUUGUUUGUCCACUUUCGAGAAGAAGGCUGUAGCAGACAUUGUUUCCUGAUUUGCUCAGCUUCGGGAAACAUGGCUAGGAAACAAUGCUUCCUGGUUUACCCACCUUCGAGAAACAUGGCUAGAAAACAAUGUUUCCUGGUUUGUCCAUCUUCGGGAAACAUGCCUAAGAAACUAUGUUUCCUGGUUUGUCCACCUUCGGGGGCCAUUCAAUUUAAUAUAGGCACCACCCCCCCCCCAUUGAGGGGUCCCUUCAUAAUCCCCUUAGAGUAUAAAAAUUUUAGAACCCCCUUGGAUGCGAUUUUUAGAAGUUGCCCCAUGGAUAUCUUUAUACCCCCUUUAGGAUAUCGUUUUUACCCCCGUGGAUAUCACUAAAACACCUAAUUUUUUCUAUUUUUUGGAAAAUUUCUUAAGCUACCCUCUAGGAAAAUUUAAGGUAAAAAACCCCUCCAUAGGGUACCCAUCCAGACCCCUCAAUAGGGGGGGGGGUUGCCUAUAUUAAAUGGAAUGGCCCCGGGAAACAUGACGUGCAUGGAAACAAUGUUUCAUGGUUUGUUCACCAACCUUUUGAAAUAAAAAAAUCCUGAAGAAAGUCUAUCUUGUCUUUUAUUAUAGACACCAUUGAUUCACAAAAACCACCAAAGAAAAGAAAGAAGAAACGAGGAAGAUCAUCACGCACAAAUCGCCGACGAAUGUCAUGGAAAGAAAGCCCUAUGUGUAGUUCUUGUACUUCAAAAGACGAAACACAGCUCUCAAGUGACCGGGAGAAAUGGCCCAUUGCUAAAAUCGAAAUUGGUUGUUUUCACGAAAUUUGCAAACUACUCGACUUAGCUUAUUGUAGCAAGGAACCACUUGUGAACGCUUUAGGUAGCUUCGACCAAACAACGGCUGCAGGUAUUAAAAUAGCAUACGAAGUAAAGGGAGGAUCGGGGACUGCCGAAGUAAUACUCGGUAAGUGGGGAUCAUCAGAUCAAGAAAAUAAUAAUGUGGGGGCUCUUAAGAAGAUUCUUAAAGAUACCAUGCACAGGGAUGAUGUUGUUGUCGAGAUUGAAAAAUGGGAGAAGUUGUCUGUUUGUCAUGGAUGCGGUAUUAAAAUGCACAAACGACGGUGAUCCCAAUACCAUUACUGAAUGGAAAUCAAUAUUACCAUUUAGCAAAAGGAAUAUAUCACACACAAAAAAAUUACAAAAUUAACUAACUAAAACACGACAAUCAAUACUACCUCGUACCCAGAGUCUUUCCUCUUGGGGAGCAAAGACCCUGGUGGACGCUGGUCACGUGAUCUGCUAAAAUCUAGCAGAUUUCUGUUACGAAAGUCACCGAACUGUGGAAUCGCAUAAAAAAUUCGUUCAUCGGCCACUCCCACAAACGUCUAAGACCGCACCUACAUCGUUUUGCAUGUUUACAAUUCUAAUUUUGAACAGCCAAUCAGGUUCUUGGUAACAAUUACAAUUAAACGUCGAUUGGCUGUUUAAAAUUAGAAUUGUAAACAUGCAAAAAUAUGGAGGCGCGGUCGUAGACGUUUGUGGGAGUGGUCGAUAUACGAAUUUUUGAUGCGAUUCCACAGUUCGGUGACUUUCGUAAUAAUUAACUAUGUUGGAUUCCUUUACGACAAGCAUACAAAAUGCAAAUUAUUAAUUAAACGAUCAAAAUAAUCCAAAUAUCAAAUAUUUAUUGACCUGAUCUUGGAUUGCUAAUUAAAAAUCUGCUAGAUUUUAGCAGAUCACGUACCCAGCAUCUACCAGGGUCUUUGCUCCCCACGAGGUUGCAAUCAUUAUCCUAAAUUACCGUGUUAUUUAUCUGUCUGUAUAAACACAUGAGCUUUCAUUUGGCCGUUAUAUUUGGCAUAGCCAAAAUGUUAUUAAUUUUGUGCACUUAAUAUUUAUAGAAAUUCCAUUUAAUUUGAAAAAAAUCAUUUAGUUUUACUUAAUAUAACUUUAUGACUUCUAUAUGAUUAACAGCAAUUGCACCUAAUUAUAAAAUUAAUUAACUACUACCACUAAUAUGUAAAUAUUCUUAGAUCCUUUUAGAGACAGUUAGUGUAUAGUAUUUUAAUAUUGUUAGAUUAAUAUUCUUAGUUAGUGUAUAAUAUUAUAUAUUCUUAGAUUAAUAUUCCUAGAGUUAGGGUUAAUAUUCUUACAUUAAUAUUCUUAGUUAGUGUAUAUAAUAUUAUAUAUUCUUGGUUCCUUUUAGAGAUAGUUAGUGCAUAGUAUUUUAAUAUUUUCUUAACUUGUAAAUAUAAGCGUAAUUCAGCCUAUUGGCUGCAAUAUUUUUAUGAAAUAAACCAUCUAUCUUUCUAUCUACAGGGUGUCUCAGAAAAAAGUAGACAAUUUUGAAAUGGCUCUCAAUUUCACAAAUCUGUUCGGGUCAUGAAAUUUUUGAUAAAUAUAGAUUGUUUGGGUAUAAUGUAGAAUAAACAAAGCAAUUUCGUAAAGACAAAUUUUCCAGAGCAGGGGGUGUCUCUUUUAGCAGCAUUAAAAAUAGCUUGCGCGCUAAAUUUAAAAGGUUGAAACGCAUUUUGAGCUCAUGGGCGAAAAAUGUGUUAUGUGUUUUAUUAAUGGUCUAUAAUGUUUUUACAAUCACAAAAUGCAAAUUAGGUAAAUGCAUGAAUUAUGCAUGCGUGAAAGGCAUUGGUGCCAACAAAUGAAAGUUUCAGCAGCUAUUUGAAGGACUUAAAAUUCAGCAAAUUUUCUGAUAUUUGGACCAUUAAUAAAACACAUAACAAUGUUCUCAACCAUCAACUCAAAAUGCGUUUUAACCUUGUGAAUUUCGCGCGCAAAAACUAUUAAACUUUUGAAUAUCGCGCGGUAAAACUAAACUAUUGCCAUUUCAGAAAUUCUACACCUUUGGUGAAUUUCGAUUCCUAAAGGCCCCUUUUAGAUUCGCAAAUUUUUGCUGCGAUUUUAAGUGCGAUUUUCUUCUUCUGAUGGAUGUGAACGAGUGGAUAUGAAUGUUGAGAUGAGGGUACAUAUACUCAGAACAUUCAUAACUCAUCUACUCAUUCACAUCCAUCAGAAAACCACAGAAUCUAAUCUUGAAGUGUCUGUGUCAGUGUAGGUAGUGGCAAUAAUAUGAACAAGCUUUCGUUGGUAGGGAUGCAACUACCUGAAAAAUAUAAGCAGAAUUUCGACGUUUCCAGCGAAGGUCCUUGGUCUGGAGUUACUAACCAAACUCCCGACGUAGCGCCUUCGCUCGAAACGUCGAAAUUCUCCUUAUAUUUUUCAGGUAGUUGCAUCCCUAUCAUGAACGAAAGCUUGUUUACAGAAUCUAAGGGACCGCUCAUUAUUUAUUGUACAGGGGGGGGGACUGAGGAGAAACUCUACCUACAGUUAUAAUAUUUUUUCGUUGCCCCCCUCUUAAGACAAGUAAAAUUUUCAAAGCCCCCCCCCCAACAAGCAAAACAAGAACAUAAGUUUUGCCCCCCCCCCUCUAGCUCUUUAUCUUUAUUUAGAGAAACAAAAACUCUAGCUGUUUAUUUUAGAGAAAGAAAAAUAGGUAAUGGGGACCAAUAGACAUUCCCAUUAUAGACUAAUUUUUUAUCUUAGCAAAAAAAGUAUAUUCCCGGGAAGGGCAUACUAAAAUUAGUAAAAUUCCAAAGUUUGGUUGCAAAAUGUUGUAAAAUAUGUAGAAAAUAUAGCCUUUCAAAGUUUGCAAAUUUUGUAUUCUUUUGUAUAAUUGCAAUUUUCGCAUUCAAUACAAAAGUGUACAAAAUUUGCAAACUUUGCAAGGCUAUAUUUUCCGUAUUUUGCAACAAUUCGCAACCAAACUUUGCAAUAAUUUACUUAUUUUAGUAUGCUCUUUCUAGCUGUGGUGAUUUAUUUGCAUCAAGCCGGAUUUUGAGGGAAGUGUGGGGAGGUGCGCACCUCCCCAGAGAAUUUUUCCACCUCUCUUGAAAGGUCAUGCACUUCCCCUUGGGAAAGUUUCAAUGAUGGAACAAAGUGAAAAUGUGAUGGUUGCUUAAGAUCUACACUUUGUGACGUAAGAAAGUUUUCUCUGUAAAAUUGAAACAGUGAUAGCCAUGUCAAGCACCCUUUUAAUGCAAUGUUUUGAAAGAAACAGUGUAGCAAUUGUAAUGAAGGGCAAGAUUGGAGUCAUACAUUCAUAAUUCAUUAAUACACUGGUACAUAUUAUGUACACUACAUGCAUACCUCACCUCGUUGAUAUUGGCCUGUUCUACAAUAAUAAGCCCUAACUUUCCAUGGGAGUUGUGAGCUAGACUGCUGCACCUCUCCUAAAAUUUUUGUCCACCUCUCCCACUAUAUUCACCAAAAUCCGGCCUUGAUUUGCAUCUCUUUGCCUAGUUCUAAAAUUAGUCUAUAAUGGGAAUUGUCUAUUUACAUGAACACGAGAGACUUUUUAUUUGACUUCCAUUUAUGAAUAUUAAAGUCUAUAAAUAUUGUUAUUUGUUGUUAAGUUGUUUUGUGAUACAUUUUUAAAACUACUAAUGUUUUUUCAAACUGGUAAAUAUUUUCAAAGCCCCCCUUCUUUCGUCUCUCUGUAUUUUUUUCAAAGCCGCCCCUUUCAGGUUUUGAAAAAUUUAAAGGCCCCCCCCCAGUUUCUCCUCAAUCCCCCCUGUACAAUAAAUACUGAGCGGUCCCUAAUCGCUCUUUAAUAACCAAUGAGGUCAAUUCCACGUUUUUAAUUCAUUCAGAUACAAUUUAAUUCUCAGAUGGUAGUUUUUAUAAUACUUCUAAACGCUUUUCUGUUAUACUGGUAACAUUCUCUGAUAUGACCACGAAUUCUACGCAAUGAAUCAAUUAUUGAGCCUUCACUCAAAACGUCGAAGUUCUCCUUGUAUUUUUCAGGUAGUUGUAUCCCUAUCAACCCAAGUUUUGUUAUUAUUGCCACUACCUACACUGGCAAAGACGGUUCAAAAUAAUAUAUGCACCCUUGCACGUCCCUAACAUACUUACUUUGUGAAAUGAAUAAAUGUCUGGAGCAAUGGUAUUGUUUUUUAUGAAUCUACAGGGCCGUAGCAACCGGGGGGGGGGGCUGGGGGGGCUGCAUCCCCCUCAAUAAUUUGCUAAUAAUGCAAACUUUAUCAUUUAAUCUGUGACAAACUGCAAAGAAUGAAGAUAUUACUCAUACUCCAGAUCGUUCCUCGCGUAGAAAUUUUAGCUGAAUUUCUGUCGCGCAUUUUCAAGAAAAUCCCACAAAAUCUGCACAUUUUUGAUGAACUAAUGAUUUAUUUUGUCUUUUGCGUGUUGGGUCUUGCGGAAGAAAACUCUGAAAAUGCCAUUUCAGACCAUCUAGAGACUCCAGAUUUUCGAAAUUUUCUCAAAUGUUCUGCCUUCAUUUCCGCGCAACUGCCAUUUACGACGAAAUUUCCCGCCGCGCAUUUAUAAUACUACACUCUGGCCCAUACUUUCCUGUAAAUUUCGACAUACUAAAACGCUGUUUUCUGACUAUCAGAAUUCUGUUAAAUCUUCCCCCAAAGUCCAGGAAAUGGCAUUUUAGAGACUCUAAAUUUAAAAAUUUCCUCGGGCCUUCGGCCCUCGCUUUCAGCCCCCCCCCCAAUCGAAAAGAGCUUUCUACGGCCCUGAUCUAGAACUAUGAAUUGAAUUUUUGGUGGCUGUUUUUGCAUUAUUAAUAUGGCAUUGCUUCUGUAUAGUUUUCCUUGGUUGUGUGGAGCGUAUGGGCUGGUUGGUUGAAACAAAAAGAUCCCUCGUCCACAUUUGUACCUCACAGUUAAAAGAGGAGUGAAGAUAUCGUUUGUACGACGUGAACUUGAAGAGAAAUUCAAAUGUGACGACGCUAAGGAACACUUUGAACUCCUUCGAGAACCUGAAAGAAAACCAAAAAUUAAAUAUUUGGGUCUCCUUUUAAGUAAAUUGAGAUGUAAAUCAUCUUCUGUCUCAGCAGCACCUGGUGGUGGUGUAUUAGCUUGCAGUAACCCCAGAUGUACCAAUAAAAACCCUUUACGAGUGCCUGAAGAGAACGAGAAAGUUGAUGUACCUCAGGUCCAGGGAACUGGGACUUUAACCAUGUUUUGCGCCCUCAAUGGACAACAUUAUGCACUCACCUGCUUUCAUGUUGGUUGUGCAACUGAUGAAAACCGUUUAAACGCCGCAUUCAAUAAAGUAGAAGAUGUUCAGAAGAUGCGCAAUUCACUUCCAGCUUAUGAAAGUUAUGCAAAGAAACAGCAAAAUUAUUUUACACAAGACAAUACAGAGAACGACAAUGAGCCCAUCUUAUUUGGAGACGAUGGAACGGAUUGCACGCGUCUUGGUGGUUUUGACAAUUAUCAUUUUGACAACGAAUGUGACAUUUUUGUCUCUGAAAGUUUUGGAUGGCGUUAA